CGAGCCGGAGGCUGACAUUUUCUCCAGGGUGUCCGCCACAGGGAACCCAGCGCUGAGAGCCCCGGGCUUUGAGCUCACAGACCACUGAGGCUUGUUUUGCAGACAAAAUCACCAGACUGAUCCAAGUGCAACAACCCGAAAGGACCGAGGAGAGCUCCCCGCCUGAAUCCCAUCUGACAGCGAGUGAGUGUGUUGCCUGUUGUUGGUGUUGCUUUCUUUCAUUCUGUCUUUAACGCAGUCCAAUCUCUCCCACUGGUAAUUGGAGAGAUAAUCUUCGUAGAUUAGUGGCUGGCUGGCGGGGCCCUUUUAUUUCACACAAAUGCAUCAGAAUUGGCCCUGCGUGGGGAAAAGUGCGUGAACAUGGACUAUGUUGUCACUUGGUGAAAAAAGACAAAACACUGUAUGUCUGUGAAUAACAGAAGGUUUGAGCUGAUGGCGCAAUGAAUAAGUUUCUAAUGUUACUGAACUUUGGACUUUUCUUUUUUUUCUAAGACAUAUAUUUUUUUAAACAACUGAAAGCUUGCAAUGAUUGUUUCAAUAAUCUGUUUUCUGCCCUAUUAUCUUAAACGUCUUUUUAACUUGUGAAAAACACGGGAAAGUUAACUCCAAGUGUCCAAAGAGUCCUUUCCUCACUAAAAGGGAUUCCGGAAAAGUCACAGCACAUGGAAAUGAAAAUGAUACAGGAGAAAUGCAGAUAAAUUACCACAGAAAAAAAGAUUAGUUGUGCAACUAAUUUGGAUCUAAAUUACGCUGAUUAAAAAGUUAUUUUAGAGUCUGAUUCACCCAGAAGACUCGCUCACUCAAAGAAAGGGACAAAAGGCCAGAAAAGCCAAAUGAGUUAUAACAACAAAAACAGGUUGACGGAAGAUAGAUUUUCAGAGCCUGGAAGACUCAUGGGGAAAUGUGUUUUCACGGCUAAGAAAUCCCUUUAAUUCUUUGUACACUGAUCUAUUACUCAUAAUUUGCCCUGCCUCGUGUUUAAUUUAAUUUAAUUGGUUCAUGUAAUUGAAUUUAGCCCAUUUUUGAUGAAGCUGGCACCAGCUUCCCCUCUGGUGUUGAAACCCAUUAAUUGUCAGUAUCUUCUCCAUACUUUCUGCUCCAGCGCUCCGCUGACAUCGUUAAUUAGUAUUGGCUGCAGGUGUGUUCUGGUGUAGGCGUCAACGCGUACGCACACACGCACACGCGCAUCUAAAGCAGGAUUGAGGUUAAUCCUAAUUAUUUUCAAAUUAUCCGCGGGGUUUGAACACGAAUUUAAACGCCCUUUGUUUGAAAUAAAUCACCGGAAUAAAAAAGAUUCAUGCUCAGCUCUGUCCCGGGCCGAGCCGAGCCGACCUGAGCCGGGCUGGACUGGGCUGUUCCUUCCAGAGGAUGGUACAGUAAAUACAGGAGGAAUGUUAAACAGCUUAGAGCGGAGCCGGGAGCUGCUCGGGAUUUCAUCGGCCGUGAUGCUCGAAUUCUGCUCCAGCGGACCGGUGGGUCGACUGCACCUGUAACAACACAGUGCAGCACCCAGGCUGUUGACGCAGAAUAAACGGGAACGAGAAGCGAUGUGUGGCCUCUCCUGCGGUUAUUCCGGUGUUGUUUUACAAAUCUUACAUGUGUUAUAAUAUAGGAUUUACAACAGUAAUGCCCGUAGGGAUUCAGUGUGAAUGACAAGGACAAUCUCAAAGUUUUAACUCCCAAAACAACAAAUAAAUCCUCACCAAAAGGCUGUCCCCUGUUUCCUCUAACUGCUCUGUGUUAUUCGUGUCUUAUAAAUUACAACUAAAGCUUGUAAGAUACAACCAUAUAGGUUAAAAAUCACUGUGGCUCUGUAAGAGAUAACGUUUCCAGUGCGUAUUUACGCACCGCCCUCCUCAACUGCAAAUAGUUCCACAUGGUACACAACAUAAAGAUGACCCUCUACCUUACACACUAAAUUGAGAGUUAUAGAACCAUAUAUAUGUAGUUAAUGAGUUAGUAUGCUGCUGUCAUGGCAGAGGGCGCAGGGCCUUAUUUUCAAUGCAAGAUUAACAGACUUGAUGCAACAACGACUCUCUGCUAUGUUUUAUUUUAAUGUUGUAUCAUUACAUAUUCAGAAAACCAUUACAGGCAACAUAUUUGCAGUCUUGACGCAAAGGCGCACGCUAAUAAAUCCAACAUGUGUCGUACUAUUAUUAGGAUUAAUAAGUUAUAACGUUCAGCAUCUGCCUCUUGUUUCAGUGAGCCCCGGAGCCCCGCCAGCUCUACUCUGUUCCAACAGGUUCAACGUUGUGUUCUCAUUACGACCUCCAUAUGGCUGCCUGUGAACACAGCGAGCCAUGGGGCAUUUAGAGCAGGCAGCGCAGUGAGAAUCAGUCCGUAAAGCGGCGGAGGUAUUUGUUGUAAAAGUGAGACCAGUUGUGUUGUUUGAGGGGGGGCGGGGGGCAGCAGCAUCGAGCCAUGUGGUAAUUUGGUGAAGUGUUUAUUUUCGUUUGCGUGUUAUUUUGGAUGCGCAACGUAACUUUACGUAUCACCAAAUAAAAAAGAUAAAGAUUUAAACUUAAAUUCAAAGGACUGUGAAGUGUGGAUGCGCUCUCUCUCUCUCUCUCUCUCUCACUCUCUCUCUCUCUCUCUCUCACUCACUCUCUUUCUCUCUCUCUCAUACACGGUUGGGGAAAUCUGGGUUUGAUUUUAAUGGGGAGUUGCCUACCCGGGACUCGCUUUACAACCUAUGGAUGUACAGGACGGGUUUCAGUUGGUUUGAGCAGCAGGCGCGGAUGGGUGCAGUCUCUCUGUUCUGUGUCCCGUCACUUUUUGACAGCGUUACAACCGUUCCCUUUUCCUCUACUAUCUUAACGAGACGAGUGAGAGAAACACGAGACGCCUCUGCGUUUUGAGAGGACAAAUUUCCGACUGAAGAGAAACUAAAAGCUAAUUUGUGUGGAUGCCCGGGGACGUCCUUUUAAACUCAGAGACAGCAACAGUCACGGCUUGAUACUGGGGUAAGUUUAAAACUUGUGGAUCACAGUGACUGUUGAUGUGAUUUUCUCUCGUGUUUUUGUGGAUGGCAGACUUUUACUUUACGCACCACAUAUUCUCCUCACUAAAACGAGUGACUCCCGGUGCCUGCUGUGACGAGGGACGCCCAUUACCUGCCAUUUGUUUUAAGUGGAGACAAUGACUGUCAUUACUUUAUUAUAGGCUGAGAUCGCGCGACUGUAAGUAGGUGUUUGGGUCGCUGGAGCAGCAGGGCGCGCUGGAUCAGAGAGGCGGACACCGCGGGCAGGUGUCACCCUUCUCGGUUUACAACUGGCCCGUGGGUCCAAGCAAGAAAAAAAAGAGCGAGAAAAAAGCGGCCCGUGCCGAGAAUUUAAUACGAGGUACAAGAGGUGAGCUAUGAAGCCAGUGAGCUUUAAUAGCGACUUGGAACCAAAGCCAAGCGCAGAUGCCAAAGCAAGCAGCGCGCCUCUCGGUUCCCGUCUUCCUCGGCACGGAACUCGCCAAGUCUCCCAAUGCGUUUGUCACUUUUAAUAUUUUCCUUUCCCUGUGCCCUGCCACCACGUGAGAAAAUAUUAGUGUAAAACAAAAUAAUUUUUUCAUUCCUGAAGUUUGAUGUUAAUUCAUUCUGGUGGGCAUCUCCCGUUUGCAGAGGAAUGAUCAGAGCAAUGUCAUGCGGCUCAAAGUUGUAUUUUUGUGAUUAAUUCAGCAACAAAGUGAUGGUUAGCUUGAUUUGACAAUGAAGCUUAUUGUGGCCAAGGUGUGACAGGAAACAAUAGCCUCUCAACAAUAAGCACGAGCUCCUCCCUCUUUAAGCUCAUCCUCUCUGCCCACAAGCAGCAACAAGCCUGGAAGCGAAAGCCACAGUCCCAUACAGAUUGCUUAUCUUAACUGCUUCAAUAGACUCAAAGUAUGCCCCUAUUGCACCCUGAAACAGUGUCAGCCACUUGACCUACUUCUCACUCUCACCGCAAAUGACUGGAAGCAGUCCAUGAAGAAGGCCUCUGAAUCUUCACUGUUCACUGAGAGCAGAGCGAAUGAAGGAAGUGUAAACUGGGGGAAAUGUUUGAGCUGAAUGAGUCCGGUGAAGUGUGGUGCUGUUCAUCUGGAGUGUGGCCAUGGUCUCCUUGUUUUUGCAAAUUAAUCAUCAUUAUUUAAUUGCAUCACACCCCGCUUCCAUCAAUAACAGAGCAAGGGAGGUACAGCCAGGAGCGACUGAAGGCACAUGAUGUAGAAGUUAAUCCAAAGCAACAUAGUGCAGAUUUUAGUCACUCCUUGGAGUGUGCAUGUGCACUUGUAUGUGGUACUUAUGAACCCCAGAGAAAAGCAGAGGGAUUGAAAUGGAGAAAGCUCCAGAAAAACAAGAAGAGUGUUUUUCUUCUGCUUUGAAAUGGGGGGAUUUCUCCAAUGUCUUGGCUUCAUCCAGAACAUGUAAAACUGACACGCUCCAUGUUUUUUCUUCUACGGUUUCAAUAGUUUGACCAAGGGAAUCCCUCUUUAUUUGGUAACCACAUAUGAGUUUUUAUACUCAGUCUUUUGUCACUUUUAACAAAUGACCUUAAGCAGGUUUAAAAAAUUAGCUCCACUCAACCGCACAGUCAGAGUUCAGACAGAUGCCUUUCAUUUCACAGCUCGAAAAAUGUAGCAUUGGGCGCUUGUGCCAGAUUCCACUACAAAUCUGACCCUCUAUGUUUUCAUGAACGGUUGAUUUAUAUUAUCAUUUGACUCCAGUAAUAAUUUCUUUUUUGGUAUUUACUUUUGGGAUGUUUUCCAUCCCUGAAAUGAAUCUAUCUGCAGACCUGGAGAUGAAUGUGGUGUGAAAAUACCCACAUUACACACUUUCAUUCACUCCGCCUCAGAGGUGAGAGUGAAGACAAAGUGCUGUCUUACAGCUCACUUAAGUGACUGUGUGUUUUCUCUUUCAGUUACAAAUUAAGUGCGUGGAUAUGUGUGUCUCUGUGUGUGUGUGUGUGUGUGUGUGUGUGUGUGUGUGUGUGUGUGUGUGUGUGUGUGUGUGUGUGUGUGUGUGUGCUACCUUUCCAGUUAGAAUACCUGUCAUUCGUCAGCAUGACACCCAAGAGGUCUCUCACUGUGGGAAGAUCAUCCAGGGGCAGAGACUCACAUGCUUCAUCCUGCCACUCCCUGCACCCUGCUAGGCUUGCAUGUGUCAGCCACACAUUUCCUCCAGAUGCAGAGGGACAUGUGUGUGUGUGAGGUCCAUAUGUGUUUGUCUAUGCCCACUGAAUACCCAUUACUAGCCUGUCUGAGCAUCGUACGAAAAGGAGACAUCCUCUGUAGUGAUGGCAAACUCAGUUCACAGAAGUAAGGAGUGGAAUUUUCUUAAGAUGAUCGUCCACUUACCAGUCUGAGAGUGGCUGUUACAUAGAGAUACAUAGUGGACUGGAUGUUUGUCUGACUGGUUGGCUAUGACACAUAUGCUAGCUCAAUUCUCACAAUCAUGUGAGGAAAAGUCAAAAAGUACAACCUUAAAGAAAAGUGCUACAGCAUUUGACAUUUUAUGCAUCUGUGUUGUGAUUGUGUCAAUGCCAAUAUACUUUUUCUUCUUAUGUUGACCAAAUGGUCAUUUGAACACAAAACACAGUUGAACCUCCACAAAUAGAAAUACAGGAACACGCUGUCAGCAAAAUGACUUCUGAAGGAUGCAGAAGACUGUUAUGGAAGCUGAUAUGAGGCAAGGCAACACAACUCCAGAGUGUCGGCUGCAUCCGAACUCUCUGCACUGUUGGUUAAGUUGAUUGAAUAACCCUCGACAUGAGCGGUUAUGACCUUUAAUCCUUUAACAAAAUCCUUUGUAUGCUCCACUGUGGUGAACUCUGUGCCUUUAAUGUCUCAGGUGCCGUUUAGUUCGGAUAUCUAAAUAGAACGUAUGAAAAUGAUUCGUACUGAUUGAGGUCACCACGGAGACCAUGCAGGGUAGUGUUUCCAACUCUACUUUGACUGCGAGCUUUCACUUAAUUUUCCUAAUUCUAGAAACAGUACACCUGACAUUAGUCAGGCCAAAGAUAUGCAUUCAGGAUGAGACUGUUGACCUUUGACCUCCAGGCACACAUUUCUGUAUUGAGGCGGGGACAGGGAGAAAAGGGAGUUGUCUGAUGACUCACAAGCUUUGGCGGCUUUUACAUUCAUGCGAGAUUUUAAGCUUAAUUGGGAAUUAAACUCAAAGAGCAUGUGUUGGUCCAUCCUCAACACGUGUGUUUUAAGUGUAAUGUACAAAAACACGGGACUAUUCAAAGCACUUAAUAAACUGAUUUGUGGGUUUCUCCCCCCUGUGAGUUCAAAGCGGGUCGUUGCUUUCGGCUGUGGGGUAGAGGUUGCUCUUGUGCAAUGGAAAAAAGAGAGACUGUUUUCCUGUUAGGGGGGCUUUUUUUGGGGAGGGAAACCACGGCUCUGCCUACCGCAGUAAGCCUUCAAAGGGCUUUGAAAGAGUGCUCACCUCACCUCUCCUUAAAUCCUUCCAUCCCUCCAAACGAGCGACUUCCUCUCACACCCAAGAACAUCUCACCUGCUUCUUCCCAACCACUCAGCCGUCCAACCACUCAGCUGUAAAGUUGUGGUCAGGGUUGCACUCAGGUCCAUGGGAAAUGUUCAAUCACCAGGGCCUGCAGUCCACCCACACACACACAGACUCGAAACAGUCCACUUCUUGGGCAGCUUUAACCCCUCUGUGUUUUUUUCAUGUCUGUAUCUUCAGAGUUACUUUGCUGCAUGGCCUUCAUCCAGUGACAGACUUUGAGAGGGGAUCUGUUCACAUUGCAGGGCUCUGGUUGUCUGCCUUUUUCUCAGGCUCAUCUUGACAACACAUGUAGGGGAAUAUUUCUUGUAUUUGAAAGCAGAUCACAGUUUGACAUAGGAAGCAAUAAAUUCUUGAACUUUUAUCCCCUCCCUCCUAAGUCCAUCUCUAUGUCAGUUAAAAAUCCAAGACAGAGCACAACUUUAUCCCCCCUCCCUUGAAAGUUCACAGAAAUAUAAUUCAUUUGCUCGGACUGAGGCUGUUUUGGGCCUCUAAGUAGCUGCUCCUUGUUAUUUUCAGUGACACCCCAAAAUAAUCCAAAAUUAAUCCUCACACGUGACUCAUAUCAGAUGGAUUCUUGGGUGCUCAUGUGUCUGUUUUAUGUUUUAUAUGAAACUUUUGCUGUUUCUUGAGUUUGGCAAGUGAUUUGAUCCCCUGUCAUGAUCUUUUUGCACUUGAGCUAAAACAGCUGAUCAGUUGAGCAUAUUUCUUUGAAAUUAAGAGCUCCUCUCAAUCUCCAUAUCUUAGUUUUAAUCCCCGUGAAUUAACCCUGUUCAACUCUGAGUCUAGUGAGUCACUUUUGCCCUGAACUUUCUGCCUGCUCAUGUCCUUUUCCCUUCCCUACGCCUCCCAUUUUCUCACCGAAAAACACUGACCUCACAAAUACUUCAUUAACAGAAAAAUACCCCACAACUUGUCCUAUCAGCAUUUCUCUCAGACUCUGUCUCAAAUGUUUUAAUACAGAGAGCAAGUAGCUUAGCACAACUUCCUGCCUGUGAAUCGGUGAGAACUGGUUUGACCUCAUAUUCCACCUCUCGCUGUCUGUCUUCUCUCCUCCUGGUCGGUUCUGGAUCAGGUUCUGUUGAUUCAAAGAACCGCUGUCGGACUCAGGGCCAGCCGUGUGGGCUGGGCCACAGAAGCUGCUGCAUUCCUCUGCUGGGCGUUCUGUCUUUCUCCCUGCAGUGUGUCUCUUUCUGCCAGAUGCAGGGAUGGAAAGGAGAUGGAAAUAUUCACAAAUAUGUUUUCUGGUACUUCUUGGAUCUCCCUGCUUUGUCUUGAACCUCACAAACACCUGAGAGCCUGACAUGCAUGUCAGUUUGUGAUCCAAGUAGCCAAGAGCAACUAGAUCAUUUGGACAUUUUACCCCCUGAAUUUAACAUCAGCUUUAGUUGGAAUUAGAGGAAAGUCAAGGAAACGAGAGACAAAUUUCAGACUAAACCUUACAGAUACACACACACUCUCUCUCUCUCUCUCUUUCUCUCUCUCUCACACACACACACACACACACAAAAUGAGCCUCUGAGCAGACAUAAGCAGGCUUUAAAAAAUUUGUCAGUGAUCCCCCUGCUAAUGAUGCUCUCAGCUGUGAGAGUUGACCCCCUCCUGCCCUCGUCCUUCCCCGCACCACCCUCUCCCCUCCUCCUCCUCAGUUCUUAGUAACUGCCAGUGAGGAACUCAGAGUCAUCUCCAUCCUCCUCACCCUCCCUACACACACAGAAACACUCACUUGAGCACUAACACAAACAGGCUGAUCACCGUUACCACUAUAGAGACAGCUAUCAUCAAGUGGAACUCAGACCACCAAUAUGACCCCUGUUACCCGAGAACUGUCAGUGAUGUUGAUUCACCUGGACAGGUUUGUUUACCUUUUGAAUAAGUGUGUGUAAAAGAAACAGAUGGGAAGAGGCAAUUAUGUAACAAUGGAUUUAACCCAAUGAAAGGGUUUUUUCUGCAUCGCUAUGAAAUCAUUAAUUUGACAUAAAUGUAUGCCAAACUCUUUCCCAUUUCAUUUCCAUUUUGAAGACUGCACUAUAUUUCUUCAACAGUUUUCAAACAAUUGUACAUGAUAUAAAAAUCCUGUAAAAUUAGGUUUUGGACAGCUGGGCCUACCAAACAAGUCCUGCUGAGAUAUCAUCAUUCACUUAAAUGUAUUCACUUUGGAUGUCUUUGGUGAAAGUAGCUAACGAGAAGAAAAAGGGAUACCAACAACCUCACACUUCGUGAAAUCUGCACCUCAGAGGGUUUCUGACUUUGUUGUGGCUCGUGCUGUUCUUUUACACUCACACAGUUCAUCUCGCUGUAAUGAUAAUGAGAGAGGAGGUGGCCUGUUGUUAGUCAAUUAAAAAGUCCUCCACGGUUCUGGGCAGCCACUAAUAACCCCACCAGGGAUUACUGUACAGCAGGCUGCAGGGACAGCAGGGCACCAGUUUGGGCCUCAGCUUGCUGUCAUCCCAGAGCGCUAACCCAGUAGACCUCCAUUCACUCUCCAGUCUUAGAGGGGCCACAACGCCAACUCUCCAGAGCAGCGUGAAAGGCUCCCACAUGGGAUACAAAGUGGCUCAGCUGUCCCUAUCCUAUCUUCACCUCCCACAGCGUCCUCCUCUACACCCAAGCCAAAUAAAGCCUCUCAGCGACUUCUGUUUUCCUAAUCUGUGAACUCUGACAGAGGCACCCACGCUUGAAAGAAAGACAACUCAACAUGAGAUGAUCUCCUGGUGACAGGGGGGAAGCUGAAAAAACGUUACUGAAACCACCAGACCACCCUGUUAUCUUCCACUGCCUUUCUCUUCCCCUAUGUUCCCUGUCCCUUUUUUUUUAAGUCUAAUUUGCCUUCUCUUUGCCCUUUGUCUCCCACCUUCUCUAAUUGGGCUGCCACUGUUUGAUUAAAACCGUUGAAUCCCUUCCAACACCCAAAUGGCCUGAGUAGUCUCAACUUUUUAUGCACGGGGCCUCCUCUCUAAAAGCCUCGUAUUUUUUCAUCCAUCUACAUACCCUGUCCAUAAUACUAAUGGGCAAAUUAUUUAGCACUGCAGUAGCUAGCCCACCGGGGAUUGUUGCACAUCAGCACAAGUACAUUUUCCUCGCCAUUAAUCCAAAGAGGAAUGCUGCGGUGAUGAAUUGGCUGAGCAGUUUGUAUUUGUCACUGCACUCCAAGCGGCCAUUCAAUUGGAAAUGGCUUUGCUGUCACCAGAGUAGUUUGUCUUGUAACACACCAGAUGGUGGUAAAUUUGUGUGCCGGGGUUCAGGUCAAACUUUAGAUCUAUAUAAGGUGAGCUGCAACCCCAAAUCCAAAGAGUUGGGACUCUGUAAACUGUUGAUAAAAACAGAUUUAGAUGGUUUGCAAAUAGUGAAAAUGGUAUUAUAAAAAUAAAUAUGCUUUUUUUUUUUUUUGGUUUGAUGCCAACAACACGUUUUGACUAAGUUGCAAUGGGGACAGGGUAGGAGACAAAUUAGACAUGACUCUGUAGUGGAAAUCACUGCAUCACUACUCGAGAUUUUAUAAAAAGAAAUCAUCUGUGACCGUAGAUUGUUGUUGCAUACAGAAAUACAGCUAAAAACUGGACUUUACAUAAACAAUCUUUAACAAACACAAUCAAGCUUGCAACUUCUCUGAGCCCAAGCUUGUUCGAGGUGAAAAAACCAUCCUGUAGUCGAACGAAUCAAAAUUUGGUAGUCUUUUUGGAAACCAUUGAUGCCACUCUUCUGCGCUUAAGAAGAAACGGGCCAUUGGGCUUGUUAUCAGAGCACAAUUCAAAAGCAAGAUAGUAUGAAGAUGAAGGUGGGUGGCUUACAAAUCUAGGAAAAAAGAUAUUAAUACCGAAUGAUUGAUAGAGGUUUUGGAGCAACAAAGCACUACAAUUCAGACGAUGCCUUUUUAAGGAGAGACAGCUUAUCCUAGUACGACAAUGCCAAACCACGCUCUGCAUGUAUUACAACAACAUGGCUCCCUGAUGGAGGAGACAUGAUACUAACCUGGCCAGCCCGCAGUCCUUACUUCUCACAGAUUGGAAACAUUUGGCACAUCAUUAAGCAAAAAGUACACCGAAGAAGACCUUGAAAUUUUGAGCAGAUGAAACUUUAUAUCAAGCAAGAAAUGGCAUCAUUAAACUUCUGAUGCUCCAGAAACUUGUCCUCCUGGUUUUCAAACAUUUACAAGAUGCAAUAAAAAGAAGAUGUAAUGUAGAACGACUGUAAACAUGCCCCUGUCUUAACUUUUUUUAAACAAGGUGCUGGAAUAAAAUGAGAAUAAACUUUUUUUUCUUAAUAAAAUCAAACUUUUGCAUAAAUAAAGGGUUUUAAUAAUUUGAGAGCCACCAAAACCAAAGAGCUGUCAAGAGUUGAGAUAAGAAGAUCAACACAACUUUUUGACACAGUGCUAAGUAUGAGCUCCAGCCUGCAGCGUUUUUCCUCUUAAGAGAGACACAAACAUCGGCAUGCAGCUGUAGCUACUUUAACCACAUUUAAUUGAAGACAAUGUCUGCCCCCACUGAGGAGAGCUUGUGGCUUGUUCAGCUCAGUGUCAAUGCUGAAGGCAGAGAAUUUUCUUGCUUAAACACACUGUUAUAUUCUCAAAGGUCAGCCAGCUACACCACUGUGCUGACAUCCUGGCGAAGCUUACGGAUCCAGGAUGAUUAUGUGGAAUUGGCCUGCUCUCUGCAGUUUUUGAAGCAAUAAAGAAUAAGUCUUACAGACGGUUUUUAAUAUAAACCAGCUAUUUGUUAGAUCUUUACAUCUUUGGGGUUUUUUCAGAGAGUUGUUAAGGCUAGCAUCUAUUGUAAUGGGCACACAGAGUGGAAUUCAACAGCCUUGUCACUGUUCUCUCUCUCUGUUUAACCUACACGCUCAUCUGCCAGACUCGCCUGACAGCACCAGACCCUGGAAGAAUCUCCCAGCAGGCCCGACAGCACACGGACCGCACCAUAUUUAGUCAUCCAGAGUCCAGACACAGACCAAUACAGUCCUCCACCGUAAUCUGUCUCCCCUCUGUUUCUACCUCCAUCCCUCAGAUUUUUUAACAUCCUUUCCUCUGCUUCCUUCCUCCAUCUCUGUCUUUUUCUCUCUCUCUUUAACUGCUUUAUUCAUAUCUGUCCUCACUUGCCCUCCCUUGAGUCACUUCUGCUUUAUCACUGUCAAGCCUUUUACUGUUUCUCCCCUCCUUGCAUGUCCUUUUUAUGUUCCUCACACCUACUGUAAAUCAUCUUUUCUUUUUAUUUGCCUCCAUCUCUAGUCUCCUAAGCCUGUCACAUAUUUUCCAGCUCGGUUUUCACUAUGCAAAACUUUUCUAACUUCCUCUUGGUCCCUUAACAGCAUGCCCAUCAAGCCAGAGUUAUCCCCUCUUGCUAUCUUUUUUCUUGUUCCCUCACCUGUCAAAUUUUCUACCCCUUCUUGGAGCCUCCCCACUUUCUCUUUUCUCAGUUCAACACGCCGCCGAUGGACGCUGAGCUGGGAUGCUAAUGAGUUGCUAAUUCUAUCAGCUGCCUCUCCAUGCCCUCCCCAGUGGGUGUCGGGCCUGCCAGCUUUGCCACGGCCAGCCCUUUUUGAUGAAGUGCUUUGGCUGAUGAACUCCUGCCUGUGUGCCCACUCUAACCUCCUCGUCCUCGGACACAUGUCAUUGAUCAAUGUCCCUAUCUUUUCCUGGCGAGGCUCACCCUUACACCAGUCAUGUAUGAGCCAACUAACCCUGCAAACCGCUUUUAAUAUGCUAAGUGUGGUAAAAGCAGCGAAAGUCUUUGACUAACUUCUUCAGGAUAUAAAAUGUGUCUUUAUGUUGUUAAAAUGGGGCAAAAGGAAGUCAAGUUGGUGUAAAGUUUUGGGUUAUUUUAGGGUGGCCACAACACAAAUUUGUACUUCCACUGCAUUCGUCUUCCUGCCCCUUAUAAUCCCCUCACACCAUUUUCCUUUAACACCCAAUCAGUGCUUAAGAAGAGGCCAAAUGGCCGAGCUUAAGCACUUGAGCACAGACGAGUGGUCCUAUUUACCAGGCCACUAGUCUCUAUUCUAAGGGGUGCUAGCUUUGGACCCCUCUCAUAAGAAAAGAACAAAACUUUUGUUUUUUUUUAACUCCCUUAAAUCCGUCUGUCUGCCUUCCCCGCUUGACUGAAAUGGAUAAAGAGGCGGCUUUUUGUUCUGUUAAGAUGAAGAGGGAUGCUGUAGUAUAAGAAAGAGAUUGAGGGGAAGGGGAGGUGGGUGUAAUGCAUGGUAAUUUAAUAAAUACCUCUCAAUGUGGGUUGGGGUGCCUUUUUUUUUAACUCAUCAGCUGUCUAAGAAUGGGGCUCCUCUAGAUUUGACACCCAGUGGAGUAAAAAGGGGAUUAGCUAUGAAAAGCCUCGGGCUAUAUACCUCUUUCUCUGUCUUAUUCUUUGCUCUUAAGCUCUCUCUCUCUCCAUGCGCCUCUCAGUCUUUUACUCCUAAGGACCAUGUGGCCCCCUGCCUCACUGUGAGCAAUUGAAUGAUGUCAUCCAGGUACCUAUCUUGACCCUGAGCUUUAAGAAAGCUUGAAUGAAGUCUUACACCAUCAGUUUUCAAGUAUAACCCUCAAAUGCCCACCACUUAGAGUGAGUUUUUCUGGCUCAGUGAAUGAACAUAAGACUUCCCUCUUUUGGAUCAGCUUUGUGUAACAAUACUGUUGUGACAGUUGGAUUACUGCAUUAUCUCAUAUGUAGGAUCUUUUCAUUGUAUAAAAAGAUAGCGUCAUUUCUUACAGGACAUACUCUUGAAGCAGCGGUUUGGCCAGGGUCACUCAUGGUCCACUGCUCUGCAGCAUCACCAGGGAUUAUAGGGUAACUUCUGCCAUGCUGUUCGAGCAUGACCAGCAGGCUUGGCCAGUUUUGACAUGAAUGGAAGUACUGAAUGGGAGGCCAGCAUUGAAAUUCAGGAUGCAGUCACUCGCAGCUACUAAUGUCUCUCUUUAAAUGGUCACAUCCUUUUUCUUAGCCCCCCCUCCAUAUAGCUUUCUUAUCCUUGACAGGCUUUUAGUCAAUGAAAAUACCGCUUGUGACUGUACAAUUCAAGAGGUGUAAUUCCAUUUCCUUUCAGACAGCAAACAUGAUUUGGUUCUGAAGAUGCAUUAGCAUAUUUUUCAUACAGUUAAAUGGAAUCACUUCUGUUUAAUCUCCUUUUAUGGUAAAAACAUGUCUGUGGCAUUGACCUUUCUGUUUGUUUUUUUUCUCUCUUACAGGAAGGGCCAGCCUGAAGUGAGGGGUCACUGAGCUCAGACGCUCUCUCUCCACUGAACCAAAAUUAUACACACAUAGUGGAAAUUCAAGCACACACAGACUCAUCUGCAAGACAACUCAGUCACAUUACACCCACAGACUCUUGGGUACAAACUCAAAAAGGCAUCUGGGCAUAAACGUUCAGAAACGGAGAUUUACACAGAGGCCCUCUUAGCAGGAUGAGGGAACCCUGGAGGUGCCUGCUGGGCCUGUGCCUCCUGGCAUGUGCAGCCUCCACACACAGUGCCACCAAUCCCUUUGCAGGACAGCAAACCCCCCCAGAUCCUUGCUAUGAUGACACAGGCGCAGCCCGUCGCUGUAUACCCGAGUUUAUCAAUGCUGCCUUUGGCAAAGAGGUCAUGGUGUCAAGUGUCUGCGGUCGUCCUCCAUCCCGUUCCUGUAGUGUAGUGGAGCGGGGCGAUGAUCGACCAUCUGUACGUACAUGCCAAAUCUGUGAUGCAGCAGACCCACGCCGUGCCCACCCUGCGUCCUACCUCACUGACCUCAACUCAGCCCACAACCUUACCUGCUGGCAGUCAGAGAAUCUGAACACUUCACCGCACAACGUGACUCUGACACUUUCACUCGGCAAAAAGUUUGAGAUCACCUACGUCAGCCUGCAGUUCUGUUCACCAAGACCUGAGUCCUUAGCCAUUUAUAAGAGCAUGGACUAUGGCAAGACCUGGAUGCCCUACCAGUUCUACUCCUCACAGUGCCGGCGCAUGUACAACCGGCCAAACAAAGCAACCAUUACCAAGCAGAAUGAACAGGAGGCUCUUUGCACAGAUGGCCACACUGACCUCUACCCGCUUUCUGGAGGACUCAUUGCCUUCAGUACUCUUGACGGACGACCUUCUGGAAAAGACUUUGACAACAGCCCAGUUCUCCAAGACUGGGUCACCGUCACUGAUAUCCGAGUGGUCUUCAGCCGGCCACAGCUACCCAGAGAGCUGGCACUGGGGGCUGGAAGCAAUAGCGGAGGGAGGGAUGACGAUCCCACAGCAGUUACGUCAACACUACCGACUUAUUUCUAUGCAGUGGGAGACUUCCAGGUGGGUGGGAGGUGUAAAUGCAAUGGACACGGCUCACGCUGUGUGAAAGAUAAAGAGGGCAAACUGGUGUGCGACUGCAAGCACAACACAGAGGGACCUGAAUGUGACCGCUGCAAGCCCUUCCACUACGACAGACCAUGGCAGAGGGCCAACGCCCGUGAGGCCAAUGAGUGUCUACGUAAGUUUGACCCCAUCUACCAUUUCACAUGUGCUUUCAGUGAUAUCUAUAGCAGACUUUCUUGGACAUCAAAACCCAGUCAUAAAAGAAUAUGAGGUAUUUUUUAUUAUUGUAUUGACCCCUGUAAAAGAAGAAUGCAGAUGUCCUGAGUUAGAAAAACCCUCUCUUGUUCUAUUCUCCAACACUUCCCAAGGAUCCAGAUGGAAAGUUUUCCUCAAGUAAUAACCCUCUAAACCAUGGAAUGUUUUUGCCUAUAUGGACAUGAUACAUAGGGGGAAAUAAUUCUUUUUUAUUCAGGAGGCAGAUGAGGACGAGAAAAUAAUUAAAAUUGUGGUUAUUUAUUUCUCACUUGGGCAAAGUUAUGACCUUUCACCACCCUCUUCCAGGAUAUGAGGACAGCAAUUAAAAUGCUGGCCAACAAACUGAAAUACAAACACACUCUGGGAAAGAGAAGGGGAAGUAGAAAAGGAGAUAUUUAACUGAGUUGACCUGUGUUUGACUGUCACAGGGGUAAUUAAGAAUCUUGCCAGAGCUCACCGGAUGGGUUUGUGUUUAUACAGGUGAGGAAUUCUGGUAGCAUAAAGUGGUUGAACCCACAACUUUGGCAGCGUCUCUCUAAACAUGUGCCAUCCUUCCCUUGCAUUUCCCCUCAACUCCCUCUAUUUACCAUUCCUUAACGGGGAAACAGGCAUACUUUCCAGAAAAUCAUGUUUUCUGGACUUCACCAUGAAAAUACUCCUCUCAUAAGCAAGUCUAAACAGUGGAUGACAACAACUCGAGUCAUUGGCACACAGCUACCGCUAAGUCAUCCAAGAAUGUUAUUUGGCAGUGUUUGCCUUUACCUCAAGACAUGCUCUGAGAAAGUCAUCCAGACAUGCUCUGAAAGCUUGCCAAGGAAAAUUAUAGCAAUUUCUGUUGCAGUGUUUGUUGAUAUAAAUGGAUUACCUUUUUAUUGGAUUAGGCUUUGAUAUGAUAACAGGGUUUUUGGUGCGAUAUUCAUUGCAUUUAGUCAUUUCAUGACUGGAAAGAUACAAGGGUUUGCCAUAUUAGCCAUGGUUCUUUGGCAGAAAUUUCUGCUCUCAUAUGUGUAUGUUGGUGGUAAUUUUGACAGGAUUUUUCUGUAAGUAUAAAUAGACAUAAGAGGAACUUAAUUCAGAUCAAUUUUGCUUGUCAAAAAAAUUUGUUAGCGUAGGAAAAUAAACCCAUAUAAGAAACCACUGUCCCCUUGUUAACCCUUCCCCAUGAUAAAAUAAAAUUACAGCCAGAAAGGAAAAAAAAUGGACAGAACAUAAAAAAACAUUAUAUAUUUUUCUAACAUGCUUUAAUUGCCCGCUGAACUGGCUUGAGAUCAUAUUUGACAUUGAACAGUGCCAGAUCUGUUCAAAAAGGGACAGAGAGUGACACAGCUAGAGGAGUUUGGCCUUUUUAGCAUUAACCUGGCCAACCAGUCAAACCCUCUCUUUCUGCUCCUAAACCUUCCAAGCCAACACUACCUUACUUUGGCUUCUCGUCUGUCCUUGACACCCUCACUUACUCAGCCCGUACAAGCACUCACACACACACCUAGCCCCUUCUAAAACAAUAUCCUGUGAAUCCCUCAGUGUGUUCACAAUCAUACUUUCACACACACCCUUUUUCAAAUGUCCCGUAGCUGUUUCCGAAAUGUUACACACACUUCCCGUAGAUGGCUUCUCAGCGGGGUUGAUAUGUCACUUCAAUCCACAGUUCUUGGACUAAACAGCCGGGCUGCACUCGCCAAUUCUGAUGACCUAAUCCCAGUGUUGAUACACGGCAGUUAAAGUCUAUUGGAAGUUGCACGCUAUACCUGAUCACACAUCCGGACACGCCAAAUGUCAGUCCCAGAUGUCUCCAAUUUCAUGUUCCAAGAGCUUUUUUACAGCUUAUUCCAGCCAAAAUUGUUCCUGAAUAUCCUCAAAGCAGCAGGGGAGGCUUUAAAAAUCCUCUCUUGUGUGUAUUUAAGUCCAUUCUUAAAAUGCUCCCAACCCUUGUUGAUUUGCUUUUCUUUCUGACACUGUGCACAAAUGGGGACAGGCUGAAGUGCAAGCCUCGAGGCAUGCCGCUGUGGCUGCGAGGUGUAAGUAUUUAGACUGUGAACAUGUGUAAGAGUGACAAGUUGUAGAGACAAGGAGUCCCUUAGGUGUCACCAGAGCAUACAUGAGCCCCUCUGGGUGUUUGGGUUGGACGUAGGGUCUGAGGGGGCCAGGCUGAGGUCAUGAUCCUUUGUGGGGUGGUGACAAGGUUAAGUUUACAGAGGGAUGGCUUGUGGGUAAUGUGGAAUUCAGAGUGGGCAGAUGUUGAACCAGAUCAAUAGCAGUUUCCCCCCCAAACUCUGAAACUGUCAGUCCUUGAGAAAUAAUGAGUCUGGUAGAGUUCACCACCCAAACAUUAUUGUUGGGAUUGUUUAAAAGACUUUUCAGAGAUUUGCCCUCACUCCUAGCAGCUUCGACCUCGGCUCUGGAAACCUGAAGUCACACUCCAGGCUUCUGGCUAUGUAAUUCAUCUCCUCUGAACAUAAAAUAUGACAUCUAGAAAGGAGUUUAAAUUGGUUUUAAUAAAAACUUAAAAAUAUUUGCUUAAGCUUCUGGCAGAAUUGAUUUGAGUUGAGCAAAGUGAAUUGGAUUUUAUGAAUGUUAUUACAUUUAAUUCAGCUAUUUACAGCAAGUAUGCACAUUGUUCAUGAUAUUUAUUAAUACUGGAUGGUAGUUGGAUGGGGCUGGUGUCAAGUGGCAGCAGGAGGAAUUUAGCUCUGGGUUAAUAUGGCUCAAGUUCACACAGCACACUUGUCGAGCGAUAUUGUGCUAAGGAUGCUGAGUGCCAAAACCCAUAAUUGCAUUAGCUUUGAAGAGAAAAAAGGCUCAGCCAAAUCGCAGUUAGUGGACACAGGCCCUGAUGAGAUGCUCAACUUUGAUUUCAUUUGCGAUUUCGCUAGUUUGGACCAAAUUUUAAUGGCUUUCGAUCUUUCCCCUGCAUUUCAUUGUUUUGAACGGGCUGGUUCAAUAGUUCACUUGUCUUUGGCAUUCAUCUUCACUCUCUAAUACUUUCUGCAGUCUGCUAUGAACACACAUGCCCAUCUGUGGCCUACCUCCCUAUGAAUCCCGCCUCAAGACAACAGUUUACAAAUCUGCUCUCUAGGAGUCAGAGAAAGCAGCCUUGUAAAGAAGUAUGUCUGUUUGUAUUGAGAGAGACAUGAUGGAAAAAGCUGUGAUUUAUCUGCCUGAAGUUUAAGCCACAGGACAGAAUGAGGAAACAGAUGGAUGAAAACUGUUUCGUUACUGGUGACCGAGUGAUUGCUUCUCUGCUGGCAUGGUCUAUGUAGAUACUUCUUGCUGACUUAGAAAUGUGUGACAAUAUAUCAUGCCAUAAUGGAGUCUGCCAAAGUCACAGAAUAAGAUGAAGAGGCCUCUUGCAGAGUCAAUGACAGUGUGACAUGCUGAGUAGAUGAUAAUUUAUGGCGGUGUAGACGCUCUCUGGUCUUGGCUGUGUCUGCAGCUAUCUUGGCCUUGUUUGGCUACGGCACCAAGCCCUUCCUUUCCCUCAUUUGGACUGAGCCUGCAGGAAGUCCAGAGUACUGCUCUGGGCCAGACACCAUCCAUCCCUAAUGGACCAGCCAAGCCAGGUCUGUUCCCAGUGUUUGCCAAGCACUGUGGUAUGCAUUCAUAGCAUUAACUACAGAGGUCACAAGGAGGCUGUUUGCCAUUCGGACUGAUUGGACAGAAAUGCCGGUGAGCUGCGGUUGGUAGAGCUGGGUGUUCCUCUCUCUGCUGCAGCACUUGGGCGUGGUGUUGAAUAUUUAUAAUGGUAAACUUUGUUUUAUACUGUGUCCGGUGGGGGAUGAGUGGUAUGGCAAUGCUGGUUUUGCACAGGAGGGAGUUUCCUUUGAAAUUAAAUCAAUCAACCGAGGUAUUCAUUUUAAACUCCCAUUACACAAAAGCCCAUGUCAUCACCUGAAGGAAAUUCACCUAAAUUAGUUAUUACCUCCAAAAAAGUUACGACCAGUUACAUAAUAAACUUUAUUUGACCAUGUCUCCCAUACUCAUGAAUGAGGUAGUUUUAAAAUUUGAGUUUAGCUUCAGAAGGAUGCAGAAACUAAACAUUAAAGCCUCCAACAGACUAAUCUGGUUAUUUUAGUGGGCUCUGCCUAUUUUUUGAUGAAACUAGGGGCUAUAAACUGAGGGAUAAUGAAGAUUCUUGGGACCUGCUGAGGUGAAUAUGUGUGAACAUUUGUGUCCAAGGAAAGGGUCGGUGGGAACAAAAGCCCUGGAACAAGAGCACCAACGAAGGCUCAGAGUAGAAACUGAGGAACCACAGCAGCAAAAACUCUCUUUUUGAAAUGUCUCAUUCUCUCUUUCAUCAUUUUUCUUUCCGACAAGUGGCAGAUGGUUGUUUUUUGCUGAUUAGAAUUUCAAAAUAGGCCGCUAUCCUUUCACACCAAUCCCCCACCCCCACCCCUCCACAUCUCCUUGCAAGGGCAAGUACAGGUCAGGCCCAUGUCCCAGUCUUUAGAGCAGAUUUGUUGAGGCACUUUGUUGGUUUGCUGAUUGAGAAAUGACUUCACAUCACGCAUGGAAAUAUGGCAUUGUAUCUAACUAUGCAGUUUGGGUUUUGAUUCUCAACUGUUGCAAAUGAGUCAGGGUUUGUUUGAUUUUUCUCUUUCAAAAGUUUGCUGUUUGUUAACUUUUUAGAUUACCAUGAAUCUAAAUACUCAUAACUUGAAUCAGUUGAAAUCGAGAAGUCACAUCCUAUGGUCAGCUGAAACUUUGCUGUCUGUCCCUAGAGGGCAACAUGAUAUGAAGCUCAGCCAGAUGCCAAAUGUAGCCGGCUAGGGAUGAAAAAAGCCAGAGCUGCUGUGACAUUAUUGCAUGAAUGUGCCAUGUUCCUGCUUUUGCUAAUUGGCUUAAAGACCUUGCCUCUACUUCCAAGUCUGCCUGGACGCCUGUCGCUGGAGGCUAACAGGGAACCAACACUUGAAUUACUUACAGAACGACGCGCAAAUGAGUAGGAGAUGUUUAUGUGUGUACGUUGUAAAGGGUGAUGAAGGGGGGGCUGAGUGAAAGAAAGUGAUUUUGAGAAAGAAACCUCCUGUGCUUUCCAAUAAUUACACAGCAGAGGAAUGUUGUUCUAAAAUCAACAGCCCUAUGAAAUGAUGCCUCUGGGGUGGUUAGCGUGAGACGUCAGGGCUACGAGGCCAACAAACAUGAGGUGUGAGAGGUUUGUUUUUGUUUAGCGUGAGCGUGUUUUUAAGAGCGGAGAGUGGGAACUUCCUUUAUCUGGCUGAGACAACAAGGUUUGAUCAGUUUUUGAUCAGUUUGAACUUCAGUUUUGCCUCUUGCCUUUAUUCCCUCUGUCAGUAAUGCAGCCUUGGUUCAGGACCAACCCACAAAAGAUUGAUGCUUUUCUCAUUCUACAAAGCCACCCAUAAAGGCUCCUGGCAAGUAGGGAACAUGGUGAAACAAAUGUUAAAGACAGCAAAGUGUCAAAUAACAGAGUAAAUGUCAGCUGGGUUAAAACGCUGGAUCUUGAGGAAAUGCUCUGCUGCUGCCUGAGGCCAAGAGUGUGUGAGUAAGUGUGUGCGUGCACCUCUUUGCAUUUUUGCGUUGGUGAGAGCGACAUGUAAUCUAGUCGUCCAAUGAGCGUUUCAUCCCUGUGCCAAAGCAAACUGGUUGAGCUGCAGUGUGCCCACCCUGCUCUCCACGGCCCCCAUCAACUCUCCCUCACAGAUGGUAGCAAUCACCUCCCGAGGUGCCCGUCACCACCGGCGCUCUCUUCCUCUCUCUCUCCAUCCCUGUGUAACUGACUCUUGUCAAAGAUUAACUCCUUGCCUGGAUGUUUUCCUGCCUGUGACCUCUUCUUUUAUUUCAUUUUUAUAUAUUUUUCUUCUGCUCAAAUCAGCCUUUUUCCAUCUCUCAUUGACUUCCUCGUGUUUUGCUAACAGUUUGCCUCUGCAGGCCUCUUUUGCCUGAAAAAACAUGUGGUUUUUGGCAGCACGCCGGUGUUGCUGGUGGCAGCAAGAUUCAGAGGCUGUUAAGAGAAAAUAUAUGUCUGUUUGUUAUGAGCGCAUGACAAUGGCUCUGCUCCCUUUUGAACUGUGGUUUUCUGUCUGCCACAGGCCGCCUGACUGAUAAGACCUCAACACUGCGCUUUAUGUCACGUGCAUGCAUUUAAUACUGCCUGUUUUUUGCAUUCAUGCAUAUUCAAAUGGAUAUUGAUCAAAUGCAGCUAUAUGCAUAUAAAUGUAUUGAUCGUAGAUGAACAGACAGAUGUGGCUGGGCUGAAGCAUAGAGUGUAUAAAAGGAAGGGUGACUUGAUAGCUGCUCAAAAGCUUUUUCUGAUGAUUGGCUGCUGUAUAGGUCAUAAAUCCAACCUCCUCCAGUAACAGAUGAGAUAUGGUAUAAACUAAUAAAAAAAAUUAAACGCAAAUUACUUUUUUCCAAAACAUGCAUUCUGUCCAGAUGGAUAGGUCGUACUAUGCUAUGCUAGUUUAUGUUUUAAUGUUUAAUUUUAUCGGCAAAGUUUAGUUUCAGUUGUUUAUAUGAUGCUAAAAGGAGGAGAUGUGGAACCAUGACUGAAAGCUUAAUGAGCUCUUUACUGGAUUAGCAGAGAAAAAGAAGACAGGUAAAAGUAAACCAGACUGUAUAAAAUAUUGACUCAGACCCUGUGAGGUCACCCUCUGGUUUCUGAAGAGGACUUAUGAAGCUAAAUCAUGGAAGUCACCAUGUUGAGUCAGCAUGACUCAAUCCAACUUUCAGUCAAUUUAGGUCCAGACAAAAAGGUUGGCGUUAAAGUGGGCAUUAAGACCCCCUGCAAACAAUUACGGCACAUCUACCUGCCAGUCAAAUUAGCCUUGUCCUGAAUUAUGCAAAUCCAACAAAAAUUAUCUGAAACAUAAACCAAAUGGGUGGGAUACAAUAAAACUCCAGCGUAAGAGGAGGAAACAAGCAACCUCAACCAAAAGCAUCUCUGAACCUGGUUGUAACCAUGUUCAAUUGUAACAGAAAUAUGGGUAUGUCAACAUAAGCUAAUUAAGGUAUUGCAGAGCUUUUGGAGCCAGCCCCAAGUGGACUCCUGUUUCUUGUACUUGAGCACAUGCUUCAUCCUAAAACACUGAAAGUUGCAGGUUGAGGAAAACAAACUGAUCACCAACUUAAAAGUCAUUUAACUUCCCAUCACUUUAAGUAUUCACUCCAAAUGACACAACAAGCUAUUACGCUGUAGACUAAGCCAACCUGAGAGACCCUUGCUGUUUUAUUGGUAAGUUAAAUGUUUGCUUUGGUUAGCUGAGAGGGUUUGAAGUCAACUCUGCAGCUACCAGGCUGCUACACAGGCUCCAAAACACAUCGCCAGUGCGUUAUGUCAGAGCCCAGAGCCUAGUGCAGCAGGAGUUAGUUCAUAAACUGUCAAUGGACUCAUGCAAACAAAUUUUUCCAUCCAGUUUUUAAUCCUAAUGGGCAGGCAAAUAAAGGCCAAACCAACCAGUUCUGUUGAAUAAUCCAAAGGGAGUUUCUUUAGCAAUAAGAAGGCAUUGGAAGAUUUGUGGUAAACAGUCAAAAACAAAAACUCUUGCUGCCAUCUUUGAGAACUAUAAUCACACAUGGGCCACAUGAUUUUAACUUUCGAGUCAAACAGGCACUGAUUUGAAUCCAAAGAUUUAACAUAACAGCUUCACCAGCAGAUGGUAGUUUUCAAUGGAAUUAGACAGACAAAAAUAAACUUAGUUUUGCAGUAGAAAUGUAAAAGUCUUUGUACUAUCAUCAGUUAUUGGCAAUGUAAUUAUGAUGGUUAAUGUCCCAGGAGGCCACAGGAAUGGAAAGAACAAACAGAUGUAUUCAAGACUCUAACUUCUUAUCUCAGUUGCCUUCAGUUCUGGUUCUGCAUCCUCACCCCAGGACCAUCUUAGCCUUGGUCUCAGAGAGAAAAUACAUUUUCCCAGGAUGUCUGGUCACAAUGAUGCAUUUACAUCAUAUGUUCCAUCCAUCACUUCCUAUUUAUAAAACCAAUACAUGCCUCGCCAAAAAUGGACCAUGUAGUCAUGUAUGCCAAGACUCACGUCAAAGUGAAUCUGUUUUACCUUGGAUCUCAGUGAUGAUAUGAUUGCACAACAGUGGUCUACUCCUUCCCCUGUAAUCAGGAGUGAAAAAAAAAAAAAACACGAGCGACUAAGACAGACAGUGAAGGCCAAGGCGGGACAGAGAUAACAAUGUUUAGAUGUGGGGAAGUGAAGUGGACCAGAGAGAGGGAACAGAGCUAAGGACUCAACUCUCCACUGACACCAGGCCCCCGAACCUGGCAACCCGCCAGCGUAAUCUUGUUAAAAUCCCUCUCUGCCUGAUGCCAUCCGCAGAGAGAAAAGGGAGAUGGAGGAAAGGAUGCAAGGGGUGGAAGAGGAAGCAAGCAGAAAGAAGAGAGAGGCGAGCAGCGAGAGUAUUUAAGAUGGGGUCUCAUGAAAGUAAGAGGAGAGAGUGAGAGAGACGGGGAGGGGGGCGGGGGAGCUUGGGGAGGCUGGGAGAGGAAUUAAGGAGACUCUUAGUUCAAAAGGGCUCCCAAGAGCCGGCUCUUAAGCCCACGACGUGAGGCUAACCGCAGAAACCAUUUAAGCGAGGGAAGGGGAGGGUUGAGACAUGGUGUCAGAGCUAGAAGUAAAAGAUAUGUCUGUGUGGAAAAGAGCGAGAAGAGCUUAAUCGGCUUUGUUGGGGAAAGCUGGAAGUUAGUAGCGCUAUUGCACGCUACAUGUUAGGGACAUAUGUACAGCUCAAGUAGUAGUUGUUCUUUUUAUUCCUUUAGCUUUAUUUGAGUCUGAGUCUCAGCUGGUUGUCUAGCUAAGACCAAGAAGUGUAUACAUCGCUUAAAGUCUUAGCCUUAUAACUCAAGUCUAGCAAUUCUCUAACAGUCACUUCCUUUUUCAGGAGGCACAUACUCUAACGUGUGUAUGUAUGUGUGUAUGUCCACACUGUAUACACUGCCUUGGCUCUAAUGAGGAGCUAAUUAACCGGGUGUUACCCCCAGUGCCCUGAGCAGGUGGCUGGAGCAGCCAGGCGGAACUCAGCCCAAACACACACACACACACACACACACACACACACACACACACACACACACACACACACACGCAAUGGCAGGAGACCAUAUAGUAGAGCCUGUUUGGCCAAGCAGGGAAGAGCACCCAAUAGGGGGAGGGUUGCAGCAGGUCUGGACUACGGCCUAGACCAAGAGGGAAGAGUUGGUGUUGAGAGAGCUGCACUCCAAAUUUCAAGGACCAAUUUUAGCCAUGGGAUUUGGGUUUUGCAUGGGCAUCCAAAAUCAAUUGGCUGUGCUUACUGGCUUGGCUUUGGGCAUGCUGAAGGAAAAAUGAGGUUAGAUUUAUCCCUGACAUAUGGAGGGGAACAGAGAGGAGGUGCACUCCACAAACACACUUGCAUUUUAUUUGUUGAGCGCAGUCUUUAUGGGCCAAUUUGUCAUUGCACACUUGACAGGCCAGUGUGUGAGCUUGUUCAGGGCACAUUUACUUGUUGAUGCACCUGUUAUGAAAGCUGGAAUAAAGGAAAGUGCUCCCAUGUCGAUCUACAUUACCUGAAAUACUCUGUUUUUACUCCCUGUAGGCCUGUGUCAAGAAGUAAAGGCCAAGAUCACAAACUGAGAUUUACAGGACAAGAUGUCUGACAAAAACAAGACAUGUACUCGAAGAAGUUGUUUCAGCACUGGAGGCAUUUGGCUGUUUUCACAAAACAACUAUUCUCUCUUUAGUAAAAUUUUCCGAGGGGUUUCUUCUCCUACCCCUCUCCAUCCCUUCAUUCAAUUUUUGUCUCCGCAUAUGCCAAGCCUGUAGCCUGUGUUUGUUGCUCGAUUUCCAUGACAACACCAGAAACCAGAUUUACGCAUCUAUAAAUUGGACACUGACCCAUAAAGGAGCCACAUCCUCUGAAAGAUCACCUCCUCUUUGCUUGACUUUCCACCACCCACAGGACUCCACUUUUUUUUUCCUCCAACAGAUAAGAAUUAGUGUGUUUGCAGCGCACUAGUGAGGCUUUGAUGUGUUAAUGAAUUGAAAAAUGGCCUUCAACAGUGUUCAGUUAUCCCCGCUGAGCCUAAUUUGAGUGGGUUGGGUGUGGGUGGGUGGGUGUAUGGGUGAGGGAUGCUGGAGUGGUGUUUGGAGGGAGGAAGGGGUUGCAAGAAAGGGAAAGAGGUGGGAUGUUAGAGCGUGUGUAUAAGUGUGUGUGUGCGCAAGCACUUCAAAACAAACCCAUAAACAUUCCAGGAUCCUUGGGCAGCUGCAGCUUAGAGUUGAAGUUAACAGCACACAGCAUGUAGGCUAUUAAAGAAAGCACACACAGAUGCACAUAAUAACACCUACAUAAUCUCUUCUGAGGCUUUUUCAUCAUCUAUUUUUCCUCCUGGGUUCCAUUUCAUUCACGUUUUUCUGCGGCGAAUCCUUCCCAACUAUUCCUGACAGAUGCCGACCUUCCCCUCCUUUCAUACACACUCCAAGAAACGCACUUCUACACAUGCUAAAUCAUUUAAAGGUUAAAUUCUGGAGCUUUCUUUACAUUCUCCACACUUCAACAUAUCCUCUCCUACUUCAGACUGAUCUUAUUGCACAGCUGUAAACGGAGGAGAUGCCUUAAGAGGGCCGUUUGGUACUUCAGCAAAGGAGAAAAUGCGAUCCACGGCUUUCAUGUUCUGCUACAAGGUGUUAAUGGACACAAGUGCUCACAGCUGUGUGUGUGUUUGAGACGCUUGAUCACAAUCACAGCCGCCCCACCUCGUUCUCCCCUCCCUUGCAGCCCGCUCACCAGAGCUGGUGUGUUCUUUGUCACAUUCCCCUUGGAAGAGGCCGGACAGGUUGUUUGGUUGUUCACAUGCACUCGCACACAAGAUACACUCGCACAUGCUCAGAGAGAGACAGGAACCAAUUUCAGGAAAUGUGUCAUCAAUUGUGUGCAAUUUUUUCAUUUAAAACAAGGACAACAUCACUUAGAAGGAGAAAGUGUUUUGAACUCGCUGAAUUUGCUGGCUUCCUCCUGCCUUGCCUCGCUCUCUCAUCUCUGGCGGAUUCUCUUCUUUUGGACUGUUCUCUGGUGUCAAAGGUCAACCCACAUCUUUAAAUCACUCAUCCGUAAGAGCACACAAAAGAUCCCUCACUGUCUCUAUCUCCAAAACAUGAAUACAUAUAUAAAACAGCAUUUCAUUGACCAAAGAAGUUUAUACAAAAUGAGCCACAUAAUAACCAGAUGGAAGAGGGAAACAGUCUGGGAAUGUGCACCCCCUUUUUCAAGGUCCAGCCAGGGAAAGCUGGGCCUCUUUCCCAACCUGAUGCCAGGCUUCCCUUUCAUUGUGGAUGGGGAUGCAUGUAUUGUUCACUGCUGGCAGUUCUUCACAUAUGUACAGUAUUUGAGUGAUCCUUAAGUCUCAUUAACAGUCAUUGAUGUAUGAUAACCUAAAAGGAGCCAACGUAAUAUAGUACAGAUACAAUGAGCUCAGUGUAACUUUAGAGCUGACCUUGGCAGCAGCAGGAAGGAACACGCAAGUCAGCUACCAAUCCUGUGUAAAGAUGUGGAUUUUUAUAACUGGUUCAGUGGUAGCUCAUAACACCAUGAUUCAAGUCAGAGAUGCAUCAUCUCCAAAUCUCACAGGCUGACUUUAUAUAUGUGAAACAGAAAGUUUAAGUUUCUUUCAAUGGACUUUGUUGUUGCAGCUCUAAUGCCAGCCACCAUAGCAAAUUGUAGCUUUAGGGGGGCUUUCACAUCUAUGUCAUUUGGUUCGGACUUUUGGACUUUACUGUUUAGGUGUGAAACCUCCCCAGGACCUUGGUCUGGACCAAAAGAGGUGGUCUCGGUCUGGACCAAACUGAACCAUGCUCUGGUUCAUGCCCAGUGUGAAAGCAUUAUUUUGAGAGGUUCGGACCUUCGUACCAAAGACAGGAAAUAAUGCAAGGAGUACAAGUGUCUGAUAUUAUGUGUAAUCGAGAUUGUCUGAUAACUGGAAAUUUGAUAACAUUGUAGAUACUGUUAUACCUCACUAUUGACAGCUUAUCUUUUCAAGAGUUUUACAACACAUACUGUCUCUCCAGAGUCAGUGUUGCAAUGGCUCGUAGGAUCAUAUACUUUCCUCUACUUUCCUGUCGAUGAUGAGAAAGUUGUCGUCUAAUGAUAAAAUUCAUAAGACGCACUCGGACCAGCCUCAUGUACAGUUCUUCUUUAUCACUGUUGGUAGUUAAAAACAACAAUAAUACGAUGGGGGAAAUGACGAUUUUAUUCAUGUUUACAAUAAUCAAGAUUCACGUUAUUCAACGUGUUGACGUCAGAUGCCCACCAGCCAAAUGACCGUCAGUGUAGACUACAGAGACAUGCAAAGCACGUAGUUGAUGACGAUAUCACGCAGGUUUGUCAUGUUAAGUUUGUUAAUCUGUUUUCAAUAAUGACGGUGCGAAACUUAAACAGACCAAACCAAAUGUAUAUAAUGUAACAAAAACACGGACCUUGGUUUGGACCUUGCGCUGGACUUUCAGGUGUGAAAACACCCUUACAGACAGUAUUAAGAAUUCAAAGUUUGCAUCAAACUCUAAGCAAAAGAAAGAUUAACAUUUCCAAACAAUGCACUGGCUAAAAAAUGAUGCAAUAUAUGAAAUACAGGCUUUUGUGCCAUAUUCAAAGAGAGGACAGUUGAAAGAGCAGGAGACAGAGACAGAGCGUGGGGAGGGACAUGUGGGAGGGGCUACAGAUUGGAGUCAAACUCCAAUCUUGGCUUCCCGCUAGACGACUUUUGCACAUUAGUGCAUGAGACUCAACUGCUGCUGGGCCAAACAGGCAUUUAAAUGUUUAUUGCUACUUCAACUUUUGAGCGUAGUACUGAUCAGAACUGGUUUGCAAAACACAUUUUUCAAAUGAAAUUGUUCUGUCAAGAUUGUAGCCAAAAAUUUGACAUUGAAAAAAUGUCGGGAGCUCCCACAGCUAUUCGUCCUUCUGACAAGCAGAACUUACACAGUGUAGAGGCUACUUAAACAGUUACACAUGCUCUUAUAAUCACUGAGAACAUGAGUGAGACAGAGAAACACUCUGAAAGUAGUUGAAAAAUAGAUGUCUUAUUAAAUGUUUCAGCUUCCUACUCAUCAGUCAUUGUAGUGCACAUAAAAGCCUGUCAGGUCUCCAGCCAUUCUGUCUUCAUUUACUCCCCAUUGUUGUUUUUAUCCUCUUGUAAACAUCCAUUGUUAGUGUAUUUCUCAAACACAUCCCACUGGAUUAAACUUAAUUAAUAUCAUCUUUAAUUCUGAUCCCUAAUAAUCCUACUUUGCCCUAACUGUUGAAGUUUUUGGUCAAACAGCUUUUCUGUUGUUUACCGCUCACUAAUUUAUCUGUGGACAACUUUGAAAUGGAGCAGAGCCCCGCAGAAGUCGCCUUUGAAGCCACCGCCAAGUCUUCAGGUCCCAGGUCUGACUCUGAUUUAACCAGUGGAGGGUCUGGAUCAAACUCAAUCUUACACAAACACGAAAGGCAGGUUUCUUAUUAGGCUUUGCAAAUGCAAACCCCACAUGGAGAGUGGACUGAGUUUAUGAAAAAUGCCAAAGCCAGUGGAUGUGGUCUAAUAUUGGGGAAUCAAUGGAAAGUCUUGUGAGGAAAAGAGACAUUAAGGAAUCAGCCGGAUUUCAAGUGGAACUAGGAGAGCUUGAGAGGAGAUAUAAGCUCACUUCACAUGUCCAAUAUAUUGCGGCUCGCCUCAUUUAGAAGACAGCCAGCCCGAACUCAUUCCUUUAUGUGAAUCGCUCCCUCUUUUAAUAGAUCUACAGAGUCUUUACUCAUCAGUGAUUCGCAAAAUUAAUGUCCCUCUUUCCAGUGAUUAAUAACUAAUGGGGCUGAGAGAAGCUGAAUUCAUUAAUUAUGAAAUGGAGAAAAUGAGCUCUGCAAAUAUCACUUUUGAUUGAUGAGCUCUGGAAUAGCAGCCAAGCACAGAGCCGCAGUGUAGAUUAUAAACCACUCGCUGCUGCUGCCUUACUGGAAAAAAACUCCCCCUGCUCCCUGCGCUAUACAUGGAAGUAAGCAUAUGUUUCAGCGCAACGCACACGCCAUGUGAACAUUUAAUCCUCGCUAACUUACAUUUAACCUCUAAACGGAUAAAUACUGUGAAGUUACUAUAAACUUCUACAUUAUUUAUGCAAUCACACGACUGACGCCAUUAACUUUCUUCUUCCCUCUGCAGCGUGCAACUGUAACCUCCACGCCCGUCGCUGCCGAUUCAACAUGGAGUUGUAUAAGCUGUCAGGGAGGAAGAGCGGAGGGGUCUGCAUGAACUGCCGUCACAACACUGCAGGCCGCCACUGCCACUACUGCAAGGAGGGUUUUUACAGAGACAUGGCCAGACCUAUCACUCACCGACGGGCCUGCAAGGGUAAGUAAACAGAGAAAGCUGAAGAGUGCACUGCUUGUGAAGCUGUACAGAGCCAGCUGGUGGACAUAGUUAUGAAAAAUAUUGUCAGUUAAUAUUCUUACCAAGCAUUUCAAUCCUUUAGUUUCCUCAAUAUUAAUGAUACUAGAUACUGAACUUUGAAGAAAUGACCUCCUACCCCAAACCCACAGUAUUCAACUGUGGAGUUACAGGAAAAGCUGCCUGAAUUAAUCUAGUUGUGCAAAAGCUUCAAUAACUCUGUCAUUUCAAAUAGAGAUUUUCUUUUCAUGUUAAAAGUUAUGAUUGAAAACACACACAAUUAUCGUUCCUGUCCUUCAAAAACAUCCACUACAAUAGGAGGCAGAAAUGCCGUCUGCUAAAUACCACACACCACAUGAUAUUAUCGCUCAUCCGAGGCUCUUCUCAUGGAAACAUAUUUCAACACGUCAUUAUUUUCAGGGUGAUAGAGGAGUGAAAGCAUUUCUCUCCAUUUGCUGGACAACUCCACUUUCCCGAGCUUGUUUCUCAGGGUAAUAUUUUACAUGAGUGGCCGGGACGUCAUUUUCGUUUUCUUCUGUUGCUCCGCAGGGAGGUAGAGGAUCACAUCCAGAACACUAAAAAACAGCAUCACUAUGAGUUGUGAGUGAAGAUCUUUUGGUUGAAUUUUCUUGGCGGGAAUAUUUCACUGGCGUACGCUCAGUUUUCCCUCUGCAACCGACCCAAGAUGUAACAGAACACCAGGAGGUUAGAAAUAGCACGAUAUUAGUUUUGCAAAGUAGUCGGGCCAUUCAUCACACACACAGCAGUAUCGUGGUUGCAUACCUCAAAGUUAAGUCAUUCGACCUGUUACUGCGGAGCACAGAGACAGAUAUCUGCCUCUAUCCUGGCCGGAGAUCCACACUGAGACAUGCGUCCUCAUGUGCAAAUUGUUCCCUUAUUUUCCAUUUCCUGCAAUACCUUUGUGUGAUUCUCUCCCACACUCACACACGGCCCCUGACACUGCAAUUUGUCCUUAUCAAAGCCUCAAGAUCAGGUGGUAAACAGUUUAUCUCCCUCCCAUACAGAGAGCCCCAGAUGUGACGGAAAUGAAAGUUAACGUCCGAAAAGCCUCUCCUGAGCUGCCGGCUCUGUGAUUGAUCAGAGCAAUUCCACUGCCUUCCAGGAGCCGUCAUUCUCCUCCGCCUCGGCCUUUGCUCACUGUUUUUCUUCUCCAACUUCUUCAUCUUCCAUGAUUGUUUAUAACCACCAUCUCCUCUUCCCUCUUGACUUCUGGUUUCUCUUUCCAUGACAGAUACAAGCCUCUAAACCGUUCUCUUUUUCCCCCCAUCCAGUUUUGAUCUCCUCUGUGUUUCAUCUCCAUGUGUCAGGGUUAAGAAAGAGGUCGCGGGUGUGGUAGAGCUGUAGAGGGGGUGGGUGUCAUGUCUGAAAUGGACUUAAAACAAUAAAAUACAGGUGUUUUCUAGAGGCCAGACAGGAAUGAGGAGAGCUGACUGGAUGAAUAGGCCAUGUCUGUUUCUAAUAAGACCUCCUCUUACAAUAGGUGUCCAGACAGAAUCCGACCAUAUUUUUCCUGCUUCUAUCCCCACCACCACUUACCUCCCACAUACGUAAAGUACAUUAAGUACGAACAUCCUGACCCGAACUGAAUCUCCACUGUGUGACUGUCCAGCCUCUCCAGCAGCCCAAGGUCAAGAAAUAAACCAGAUAAAGGAAUCAUGGCAACAAAAUACGUGGUCUCAAAAAUAACAGGCUUUCAUGUAGAGCUGGGCGAUAAACCGAAAAUUUACAGACACCGAAAUUUACGAUAAUAACCAACAUUAUUUUGCCCAUGUCAAUAUAUUCGGUGUCCAAAAUAAAUAAAUAAAUAAAAGUUGGUUUUGGAUGUGUGUAGGUAGGCUAUGGUCUCAGGUCCCUUUAAGACGCUGUCCUACAUCAGAGACGUGACUCCACCCCAUCCAGUCUGUAACAAAGAGGGAAAGACAGGUGAGGAGAUGGAGGAUGGUUCAAAAGUUGUAGCGGCUAGAGCGGCGGCUGAAGUAGGCGAAGUUAAUGUGGGAGGGGGUGAGCAGCUUGUGCAGUAGUUAUCGUCUGUUUAUUAUUAUCAAGUAUUUCUGUGCUCAUCAGUGUGCAUCUGUCGACCACAAGCAGCAUGGAUAAAAAACAUUCAAAAUGAGGCUGUUGGUUAUCUAUUUAACCCGCCAAGACAAACCAAACUAUCUGUAUGUUUCAAGUAUUUGACAACAGGACGUGUGGAUGUUUGCCAAAAGAAAACUCAGACAGAAAAUGUGUUGCGCGAUAUCAUCACAAUUCACUCAAGUUCCCAACACAGUGCCUGUCAAGUCUGAAAGCCAACCCUUGAAAAGUCAUCAACCUUUCGGGACAUUUUUACUGCUCCUUAACAGUCCCAAGCCUACUGCACAUAAAACUUCAGAAAAGCAGUUUAAGGAGGAAAGCUAAGGGUGGGGAUUGACACACCACUACUUCAGUCACACAUGCAGUCACAGAUGGCAGUCGCUGGUUGUUUACUGAACAACAUGAAGAUUGGCAAUAAACUCUGAUGUCUUAAAAGCUUGUGGUGGUUAAGACAAAUGGGGAACAUCUAACAUGACUCCCAUCUUGAUCUAAUUGACCAGAUUGAGACGAUAGUUUGUUCUGUGUAGUGAUCAGCUGGGAAACAGUGGCCACAUGUCUCUGCAGGCAUGACAGACUGACUCCAGACUCGAAUCAGACGGAUCAAGUAACAGGAAGUUUAUCCCUUAUGCGCUUGGAAACCAUCCAUCAGGCAGGACUAAACCUCAAAUUAGCUCAGCAUUUUUGCAUUUUCACAAAAGCUUGUUCUCUUUAAGCCUGUAUCUGCUUAUAUGUUCAUCAGUGCAGAGGAUAUGUGAUUUACCAUAACUGUGUGUCAGGUGGGUCUCAUCUGAGGAGGCUGCAACUGCCCAAAAAACAUCAUAAGGAAAAUAAGAAUAGAAAAAGAAAUAGAUAGAAAAAGCCAAAACAACGGUAAAACAGCAAACACACUGCAAAUUCACAAAUUGUGCAACACCAGAAACUCACAAAUAUAGAAAACAUGCAAAAGAAAAAACUGAAACUGAGACAUGACAGUGGCAGUACUCCAAGCCUCUAGAGGUGCCGAGUGGAAAAGAUUACAACAUUUUAUCACUGACAGGGGAGAGAGCGAGGAAGACCACACAAUCCCACGCAUUUUUUUUUCCUGACUAGAAGAGUUUAAUCUUUUCAGUUUAGCUGAAAUUAGCUUUGAUACUCAUGUCGGUCACAUGUCUCGUAGUGCCAUAAGCCGACUCUGCAUAAAAUACAGAGUGCUAAAGCUGUGAACUUAAUCAGACCUGCAGAUACUGUCAUUUUAACACAACCUAGUCCUUUCUCAGAAAAAAAAAAAAACCUUGUCAAGUUUAAAUGAAGCUGAACAAGAAAUCAAAAGGUCAAGUCACUAAUAAGUUGCUCUUCUCCUGCCCCUGAAGGCCUGGAGCACUUCUAUUGUCAUGUCUCAAUUUGCAACAUUUCUCCAAUAGCUAUUUUCUGUAUAUGAGCGUCUUCUUCUUAUAUUUUGCAGUGUUUAUGUAUUUGCAGUUGGUUUAAUGUUUCUACAGAUGUUUUGGCUCUUUGCAGCUUGUUUUUUCCUUUGCAGCAUGUUUCCAUCAUUUGCAUGUGUUUAUAAAUGUACCUAGCUUUUGGAUUUCCAGCAUGUUUCUCCAAAUGAAAAACUACUGCGUUUAGGCUGUUAGUGUUAGUGGUUAGUGGAUCUGUUAGUCUUGUCAGCCACUCACCGUAUUAACAUUUUUAAGGGCUGAAACUCCAGGAAUGCCAAAGAUUCUUCAAUGAUCCAUUGCAAAUGUGAUCUGAGUAACUUUUGCAGGAGAUCUGGCACUGACUGUUUUGAAAGGGUGGAUAAAGAUCAAGAGGUUGGAGCAGCAGACAAUCCAGGGACCAUAUUAAAACUGACCCUCGUCAUCCAAGUCCUGCUUUGUACACUGCCCUCUGCAGAUGUGGUUUUGAUUAAGGUUAGUCAGAAACGCUAACAAAGUGUCCUCAAAGCUUGAGUUUCCCACUUGGGUUUGCGUGACUCAAAUGGUGGAGAUUUUGCACGGACACUUGAAGCAUCAGAUUUACGUCUCAGCUUCAAACAGAGCGCAGCCACUUUGACACCUGUGGACCGGUUGGCCUUGCCGGAAAAGGCAAACGUGUUCCUGAAGAUCUGAGCAGCAGUUAAUCCCCUCUCCACCCUGCCGCCAGACACACACGAUCACUCUUGGGUCAGUUUCAGCCAUUUAAAGUCUCCCUUUGCCCAGUCAACAGGUGGUAGGGUCCUCAGGCUCCCCUGUGUUGUAAGAGCUAAAAAAUGUCUGUUGCAAAUAAACACAUUCACAGUUCUGUCAAGUGGCUGGAAGGAACUGCGGCAUGUUAGCAGCUGCCUUUCUCUGGCAAGCCCUUCAACAAACUGUUGGGUUACAGGGUUUUUCCCCAAAGGGUAAUUCUGGCCUUUCUUGUCUUUUCUUGAUAAUCUUGGACAAUUACAGCUAUCAUGUUGCAGUCAAGUCACUAUAAGUUUGCUUUCCUCCUUUGUGGAAAACAGGAAAAGGCAAGAACAGGACAGUUUGUAUGCUCACUUUCAUUACCUAGUCAAGCUUUCUUAGAAAUAGAAAUGUGCUUUCCCGUUCUGUAGCUUGUUUUAAUCUGGACAGAAAGUUGCAAUGAAACCGAUCAGUAACACCACCAAAGAAAAAACAAAAGUCUGUUAUUUGUUUUCAUCUGUCACUUAUGUGUUUGUUUGGCUGGACUGCUGCUAAAUGUUAAGUAUGUGUUUAUUACUUAAAGAACAAAUGUCUGUUUUUUUAGUGGAGUCAGAGAAGCCGCAGUUUGGUUAGAUUCACUAUUGUUUAUGUUGGGGAGCACAGCGGAGGCUCUGUUUGGUCUAUACCAAAGCACUGUGUCUCACUCUCUUCCUUUUUCUCUCCAGUCUUCUUCAUUUCUCCCUCUCCGCCGUGUUACUUCACCCGCUCCCUGUCAUCCUCUCUAACAUCUUGUAAAACUCUCUCGGAAGGCUUUGCACCAACACGCCAGCUCUUGUAUUUAACAGCUCUUUAAACAACAAGAAAAAAAAGAGCCUUGUGUUGCUUAAGAGGGCUUAAAUAAAUGGCCUAUAACCAGAAGAAGUCAUAAAAGAUUUCCCAAAGUGAGGUGACCGGAGUAUUACUUGUUUCUGUUGGCUUUUGCCGGGCACCAGCAGAACUUUCGGGAAGAGACGAAACAGCAGGGCACGUGUGACCGGGCAGAGACACCGCAUUUAGAGUUUAGAGAGUGAAGUCAAGCAAAGACAAGGACAGAAGGUGUUGGACUACAUCUUUUGACUAUGAAGCCCAUAAUGUGACACCACUUCCCCUUUUUUCUUAUUGUCUAUUUUUCAACAUAAUUUGUGUCUCAGCAGCUAGAUCACUUUGCCUUUCAGUGCACAGAUUUUCUCUUUAAAGUGUCUCCAGCUACAGGAGUUGACAGGAAAACAAACAUUUGGCCCUAAAUUUUUCUCUUUUUUCAACUAUUGCACAUAAGUUAAGUCCUGCACCAUGCAGGGACUGUCACCUCAUGAGAAUAAGCCUAUGAAAUGUAAAUUUGGCAGCAUGUCAUGAUUUAAUUAUCAUAUCUCACAUAUUUCUUUUCCUUCUGUCUUGUGUCACAUCCUUAUCUCCCACCCUCCACUCCUGUACCCAACCCAUCCCACUCCAGCUUGUGAUUGCCACCCUGUCGGCGCCGCUGGCAAGACCUGCAACCAGACCACGGGCCAGUGCCCCUGCAAGGACGGCGUCACCGGCAUCACCUGCAACCGCUGCGCAAAGGGUUACCAGCAGAGUCGCUCACCUGUGGCCCCCUGCAUCAGUGAGUGACUCACAUGAACAUGCUAACAUGCCCGUCUCCUGAUAUUCUUUCAGUCUGUCAGCAGUAACUAGAAGGAGGUGACAAUGACUUGAUGCAUAAAACUACAUAACGUUUAAAGGACUGGAGAGUACCGUAUUGAAGAAAAGUUUAUUUAUUUCAUUUAUCGAGCAUAAAAACAAAAAUAAAAUAUGAAAAAAAAGGACUUAAAAAUGGAUAAUAGCUUUGAUCUGCAUAUACUGAGCAUAAUUGAGAGCAUACAUCACAGUUGCAUCACUUAUUCAGGGUUUUGACAAGUACACCAACCCCAGUCAUUAUACACAAUGCCUAUGCUCUCUAGGGCCCUUAGUUAUCAAUCUUGCGCAAAUCUGAGCGCAGGAUUCAUCCUACGAUAGGACACACGCGAGAUUUAUGAAAGGGUUCGUAUCUGACCUAUCCCAGCGUACAUAUGGUCGGGUCUGAAAUCGAUCGUCAUUAACAUGUUACGCCCCUAAAUAUUCGUGGUUCAGAAGCCUCGCCCACUGAGGUCACACAUGAAAGAGGAGAAAUAUUAGAAUGAUGCGAAAACUUUUCCAAGCUGAAAGUGGAUAUCCUCGCAUCUGUGGUGGAAACUAACAAGGAUUUUCUCUUUGGAAGCAUCAAAACUGGUAUGAAAGCAGACCAGAAAACUCCUGUCUGGAGCAGGAUUAUGGUGGCGGUGAACAGCGCUGCUGCGGAAUAGUGGACAGUGGCUGAAUAUGAAAUAAAUCAUUAGUCAAUAAGUUGCUCAUGAUGAUAAAUUAAUAUCUCAUACAUGCCUCAUAUUUUUUUAUCGCCAUGACAUAGGGUACGUUCCUCCUAUUAUUGAAAGUAUUUAGUUUUAAUUUGUUGCGUCUUUGUAAUGUAGAGCAGACUGGAGAGUCUGACAGAGGCUGAACAAAAAGAAUUAUUAACCUCACCAAACAGUGUGUUGCUGCCCCUGAGGCACAUUUUUAUUGAUUUCAAUUGGAUUUUUAUCACAGAUUAAACAGCAAGAGCACUUUCUAAACUUAUAAUUCACAUCAGAAUCCAUGGAUAAGGUCCUGUUUCCUCUGUACAGCACCUUUGUGGAGUCUCUCCUUGUUAUUGUUCUCCAGGCAUCGGGUCCUCACAUUGCACUGGCACAGCCAACGGCACUCCAUUCACCAGUGCAACAUUGUGCAAAACUGUACUGGCCCAAAUGAUGUCCCACAACCUCUCAGAGUGUACAACAACGUCCCCGCUGCUGGUCCAAGACAGAGACACCCACCUUUUAGGAGUCAAACACAGCGCUCCACAGUGGCACGUGUGCGUGUGUGCACAAUGUUAAAACGGCGCUCCUGGCAGUGUUUCUGGGCAGGAUUAUCAAAUAGGCCUAUUCACUAUGGACAUAACAAAUGUAUUUUAUUUUAUUUACGUCUUAAUCUUUAAUGAAAUGUGGCUGAUUGUGCUUAAUGACAGGUUUGAGGUUUGUUUAUCGAUUAUUUUGAGACAGAAAUAUGCUGCACCGCAGAUCCACACUGACUCAAACUUGCGUACACGAUGUCAGACCUGUUGUGAGAUUUGGUCGUAGCGUACGCUCACAUACAGAUUGAUAAAUGCCGAUCCUCACAUCAAAAUUGUCGUACGCAAGCUGGAUAAAUGAGGGCCUAGGUGUGCAUAUCUACAUCUUCUGCAUUGAGUUGACCCUUGUUGGUCCAUCUACACAGAGGUUCACACAUGUAGCCUGAUGUGCACCUCCCCCAAAAUAUGACUCUCCUACAAAUCAACUCAUGGAGAUCAGAAGAUCUGUGAUUGGCCCGCUGUGAAGUGAAUUUUUCUGGUACCACCAUGGUCAACCACCCUCUGUCAAAGCGGCCGCACAUUCAAUCUCCUGAUGUCUCCUUUCUUUUCUGCUUCGCCAAAUUUAAGUGUGAUUAAUUGCUGCUCAAUGAUUAUCUGCUUCAGCUUCAACACAGACUCAUGGUUUCUAAGACACAAACCACAACAGGACUAGAAACUGGGAUCACACCGCUGACUAGCAAGUAUACAGGGUAUUGCACAUGGCCGUUUAAACGCAUACAUAUGUGCUGCUCACGACAUCACCGGCCACUACAGCGCAGCCACGGCACAGAGUCAACACAGAGGCAUAAGCCAGGCUUAAGCUCUGUUGUGAUCGCUGUUAAACUGCAAGUCAUACUUGAGCUCAAAGCAAGUGUACUUAAAUAUUGUUGCCCAACCUUUCACUGGUUUAGAACGUGUUUUGUUGUUGCUAAUUUCCUUUGACAAGCCUCCAUUUGUGUGUGUGGAUUAUGACACUUGCCAGGGUGCCAGGCGAUGCAGGCAAAAACCGCGCACACACUCACAAGACUACCUCCACCAAAGCAAACCGUGCCGCCCAGUGCCACACCGAGCUGUGCCACACUGUGCCACAUUCUGCCAUGUUGCUUCUCUCACAUGCAGCCCCCGGAGCAGAUGGUGGACGGGCAAGAAGGAGAAAACAACUGUGGUCACUGGUCAUGGAUAGCAAAGCCCCACUCAUUUGUGGCACUACACCAUCCUGUGACAACAUGUUGUGAAUACGCAUUCAAGUGCACGUGCGCAUUUGGGUCCUUCGCGAAUGGUGUUAAUGAAAACUGUGUGCGCCAAUAUGGUCUCUUUUUCAGGCUCUUGGACCCCACAGCAAAAGACAAGCCAGUUAAGCAGCCAAUUAGUAUGACAGCAGCAACCCUCAUCUGAAUGAUCCUUUCAUCAUCUGUCUGUCUUCAUAAGAUGUGGCCAUGAGGGCACGCAGACUUCAAGUGGCUCUGAGCAGCUGUGCCUGCCUUCAAACAGUCCCAUGCCCCUGUUUGUUUUGGUUGGCAGGGUGUCCAUAAUUCAGAAAGACAACUGCUGCUUUUGCCUAAAAAAAAAGCUUUCUACCAAACCCCCCCUUUAACACUCCACCAACACACUCCCACUCAUUCGGUUCAAACCCCCAACCUCCAAAUCCAAUCAAAAGCAGAUCCUCUGGGUGGAUGCUAAGCCGCCAUUCCAGUAACUCUCUUUGCGGUAAACGCUGAGUGCUCGUUGUUAGCAUUAGCAUUUGUAUUGGAAAGUUGCAUACGAUUACAAGAGAUGUCCUGGAGGAAUUCCACGAGGUACUUUUUAGAGUAGCCAGCAGGCAGAAAGAGGGAGGACUGCAUCUGUCUCAAGAUGAUCCAACCAAAAUUGCCCCUUUGCCAUCUGUCCAUCUGUUAAUGCAUGCCUGUAUGGAGAUUACACCGCAGUGUUAACUCAGCAUCUGUCAGGGGAGGGCAAGACUAAUCUUAACAUUUGAAUCAGUGUCCCUAAAAGAGUCCACCUCUGUCUUAAAUGUAUCAAGUGUACCCACUUUAAAAGAAUCCACCAAACCGCAGUGGAUUACUUUUAAAACUGCAGUAAAUCUACUGAGUUUGACUAAAAACUGAAAUGUGGGCCUGUGAUCUUAGAGGGUCUGUUCUUACAGUCUCUCUAUGUGUUUCUUAGAAAUGACGGUGAAACCACCACAUUAGUCCCAGGAAUGCAUGGUUUAUAAGAGCCUGUCUUCCCUCUAACCACCAAUAAGCCUGGCUGUCAGUCUGUCAGUGUUUAUCUAGCAUAUCUGCCUGCCAUGUCCCAUGUGUUUUAAUGUAACAUAACUGACAUAUGUCACAAUCCAAACCUACUGUGUGACAAGUCUGGUGUUUCCUCUUGCUAGUGUUGGUGAGCAAAGACACUUUUCUUCCUAACACUUUGCUUGAACUGUUUUUGUGGCAGUAUUGUUGUAUUUGAAAAGCCUAACCAAAUCCACUCGCUUAAUGAAAUCUGACAUACCUCAUCUCUCUGACCACACAUGCACUCUUGCAGACUGCAGCUGAUUGGUUACAUCAUAUUUAAAGGGUAUGGCUUCAAGUUUAACACAUCCAAUCAGUUAAAAAAUAAGUAUUUUUUGUGUUUUUCAGAAAUCCCCGUGGUCAACCCUACAGCUGUCGUGAGCAGCACUGAGGAACCAGCAGGUUGGUAAACGCAUUCUGCACCUCACUUAUGGGCAAUGCUGCUUUACGAGAGGAAUAAAAAGACAUUUUUCAUAUUUCUAGACCUGACAUUUUCGGUGUGGAAUAAAUGUUAAUAAAAGGUGGGGUCCCUCCCUCCCAUUUGAAGUUCUCUACAAAGAACAAGCGUGUAUAGGCCUGCAGUAUUUUCCAUUGUCUUAAAAACCUGUGUCCUUGGCACAGUUUCCCCAGCCGCUAACCUGAAGUUAGCGGAGCCGUCGCUAUGCUCAUAUAGCCGCAGCUGAAAACUCGGGCCAGCAAACAGACAGCUGAGGUGAUUAGUUAAAGUUUAGCUGGGAGAUAGAGCUGAGGGUAGAGUUUUGAGGCGUGAAAAGAGUGCUGGCAAAUUACAGGGGGGAAAUUUGUUCAGUCUCUCCCUUUAACGGUCCAAUUUAAGCUCCAGUCAAUUACCCUGCCCUUAUUUUUCAUUCUGCGGCUUUUGAUUUAAAUAGUGGUGUUGAUUUGGAAAUAAUGAUUCAUUGGUAAGUUUAUGACAUAUAUCACCACUUAGGCUGCAGACUGUAACCCCCCACUUAGCCAAUGACACUUUGCUGGGCCAUUCAAAGCAUAUAGUUUUACUGUUUUUAUAUAAUUUCUCUCCUACGAAUGAUAAAUUUGUCAGACAGCUCAGUGCAAAUUACACCUUUGACUUAUGGACUUCUUCUAUUUCAAAGGUUAAACAGAGUUUCAGGAAAUGAGGUAUUGGUUUGAGAAUGUCGAUUGACCCAGCAGGCUCUUUGCACAGGGUUUUAUUGAAGCUGAAGGUCAAUUUGGUCACAAACAUACAUACAGAGGUCCAGCAUAAGGAGAAACUAAGUGCUUCUUGUUCUUGUGUUUAAUGAAUAAAGAAAGAAAAAGGACUAGUUUGACCUUUUAAAUGACUGUAUGUCAGACUUUCACUCGUAGUUAAGUAUAAAUUUCAGGUUGUAUUAUUAAAAAAUAAAGGAUCUGAGCUCUUUGACCACUUGUGCUUUAUCCCAGAUUGCAGGUCCCACUCAUCAGUUAGCCUCUACCAGCCUGCAUCUUUAUGGUGUUUAGAAUUAAGAUGUAGCCAUGUAGCCUGGCAAAAACCUCUUUGAUAAAGCCUCUCUGUCGUCACACUCAUGCUGUCCUUUGGCUUUUCAGACACACACUUUCCUCCUCAAACUUCUCUCUCUGCUCUCCUCUCUCCACCUGCAGCUGCAUGACACUUUGCCCUGCUAAGUGUCACAAAAUCUAUGACUGACAAACUUUGUUUCGCACUGAUCUUAGCUUGUGGAGAUGAAGUGAAAGUGAAAGCUGUUGGAGGGGAGGGGAGCACAUGCUCUGCUUUUUAGAAAAUACAGAGGAAACACUUCAUUUACCAAAAAGGACAAAACAUGCUUCUGAUAUUUAUUCAACUAUGGGCAUGAGAAAAUAUUAACUUUUUUUUUUUACGCUACAGUAUCUCUGUCAGGCUUUGAUCAUUUUCAUUCCAUUUAUUGUAAUAAACUUCAUUUGUAAAACACUUUUUUUAAAGUUAAAGUGCUUCAAAAACGACUUGAAAUACAUUAAAAGAUAAAGCCAAAUAAUCCAUAAUGAAUAGACAUCAAGAGGAACAGAAACCAGAGUAAAAAUGAACAGAUUUAAAAGUUUUUCUGCAGAAGAGAAUAAUUUUUAAAAACAUGCUGUCAUAUUUUCAUCUGCAGCUUCUCCAUUUCCUCUCAUUACUUGGGCCUCUUAGGCUUUAAAAAAGAAAACAAAAAUGCACAUGCCAGCCUUGUCUUGUUUUUCCUACCUCCAUGGGAAAAUGUUACAGGGUCCUAGAACAACAGAGUCAUUGAUCGCCAAUUCACCCCAGGCUCAAGAGCAUUUCCUCCAUCUUUCUGCUUCCCAAACUACCAAAGAACAGGCAUCGCCAGAGCCCCGAAAUGUUUUUUGUGUAAGGGGCGGUGGAUGCAAUUUGUCCUUGUCAUGGCACAGUGAGAGGGGCUCAAGGGAAGAGGGCAUCGAGAGCCCCAGAGCCAAUUGUGAGUGUUUUCAGUGGGCUGGUCUUCAGGGUCAGUGGGCGAAUUAACAAGAGCUUUUUCAGGUGAACAGCUAGCAGUAAGUGGCUCUUCAUGGGAAACAUAUACACUGUCUCCUCGCCAGAAUUUCCCCACUGAUACCUUCAGGCCAGCCACUGUACACCACACACAGGCACACAGUGGCAGUAAUGAAAUCCAUGCACAUCUCAUGCAAAUGCAUGCCUGUCACAGUUGCAUGCUCAGUUUCUUAAUAACGAUCUGCACAUGCUCACGUAUAAUUCAAGACUCCAAGCAAGUUGUGAGAUCUAACAUCAUCUACUGACAGUUUUUCAGCAAUGUGCAAUACACACACACACAUACACACAAAUCAAUCCACACGCACACCCCAGCAUCUGUCAACAUCUACACCUCCACUCAUAGUUUUCCUUUUAAAGUCACCCAGAUUAUUGGAAGCUGCCAUCUGCUCUCUCUCUCUCUCCCCCCUUCUUUCCUCUUCUCUCCACUCUCUGGCUAAUAAAAUCUCCAGCGCUCUGAUAUACAGCCAAGCCUCCUGGACAUUUUUAUGGGCUUCUUAGUCCCCUGUUUCUCUCUCUUCUUGCCCUCUGUCCGUUUCUCCAUCCUUCCCUUUCCUCAAAAAAUGAAUAUUUCAGCACCCCGACUCUCAAGCUGAAUUUCUCUCGCAUAUUUUUUUCUGUCUGAUUAAUUUCUUUUUUUAUGUCCAGCUCUUUUAUUUAUUUUUCUCUGGGAAGGAACAUGACCGAAUGGUUUUUCCUCUGAGAGCCAUGAGGGACCUUACCACAGAUACCAGUGCAGUGAGCGGCAUGUGGUUUUUCAGUUUCAUGCCCUGACAUUCCAAGAGUGCCCCGUUUUUCAUGUCCCCUCACGAAAAACAAACCAAAUGCACAUCCGAAAUGACUUUAUGGCAGACCAGAGAUUUAAAUUACUUUUCCUUUUUACCUUAAUUUUAUGUCCCCCUCAUGUUUUGCAAUUGAAAUAAGUGGAUCCAAAACUCCAUGCUUCAUAAAACUUAGCGUAGAGUUUUGCUAAUGAUCAACAGUGUCUUUUUUUCUUGUCAAAGCUCUGGCAGCAUUUUGAACCUCAAAUUUAGCUUUAUUGAUACCAAACUAUAGCUAAUAUAGUCACUGUGAAGUCACCUUUACUGUGAAGUCAGCCCAACAGCGGCGCUCACCAUAUUAGAUAUACUGACCCUAAGUAAGUCUGGUAAGCAACAAAGAACUAGAGCUAAGAGGGGUCUACAACAUCCUGGCUGAUCGCUACAGUUUGCCCCCUUGUAAGUCAGAUCAACCAUGUACAUAAUUAUGUAUAAUAAGUUCAGUAUCUUUGAAUGAGUUAUAUAAAAAUUAAAAAAUUAAAGGAAACCAUUUCCGUACCAUUAUACACAUUUUUAUUUUAGCUGUAAAAUUGGACGCUUUAGAAUGGGUGUUAAUGGGAUCUCCUUGUCUUUUGGAACAAGCCUCAAGUGGCCACUUCAGGAACUGCAGUUUUUGGGACUUCCACACUGUCUUCAUUUUUAACAUCAGCAGUUACAGACUGUACCUGAGGAGAUGACUUUUACUGAAAAGGUUUUGAAAAUUUCCUGAAUUCUUUGUUCCCCAUUCCUUCAACUCUCAGCUGAUCAAGCAGCAUUACUGUUUCAUGAUCACAGAGAGCAAAGCUUUAAUGUUUAAACAAGGAAAAUGAUUAUAUUAGCAGAGCAAGUAACUAAUCCUGAGAAGAAUUACCUGCAUGUUCUUUAAUAGAUGUAAUACGCAACUUUCUGGUCCUUACGUGAAGUACUGUAUCCAGUCAACUUUAGAAGUGAUCCUCCAGUCACUGUUAAAAUAGAUUUUUAAGGCUCAGUAAUGAUAAAAACUUGACGUUGUAGCUGAAGGAGUAGUCUUAGAUUACUUUUGUUUUUAAUUUUGCCAGGUCCCUAUUUUUUCUCUUUUUCUGUAUUUCCAAAGAAAGGUUGAUCUGAGAAAACUUGUACAUAAAUGACAACUACAACUACCAAAGGCUGAUUUUCAGUUCAGCUUAGAAGAGCUCUGAGAUGGGUCACCGAGCCAAGAAGUCAAUUUCGACUGUCACAGUCCUAAUUGUAACACCUCAUCACUGGUGGCUCCACCUACAUGUGGUCAUUAGAGGUCAUCCAUCCAAUGUGUGGUCCCAGUUUUCAUGCUGGCAGCCAAGGUCUAUUCACAUAUAUCCAACCAUGACCUGCUUCCAGCAUGCUCUGCCUUUCCUCAAGAUCCCAGAAAACAUGUCAAACGGAACACUUUUACUACUCUGGUCUAUUUCAGUUGUCUCCUAGCACCAGCUGUUGCUGGACUUUGUUGUGUAAUUUGUCAAAGGUUGUAUUUGAGCACAUAAAAUCAAACAAGGUUAGCAUUUUAAAAACUUAUCAGGUUUUCCAUGUACACCUUAGUUUUAUUGGAGGAUAUAAACAGGGGUGAAGGCAUUUGAAAAAAAGCAUGACUGCAUUAAGAUUACCCCGCACCCCUGUAAAGAAAACACCUGUAUCAAAGAUCAGAUAUACAGUUUGUGAAUGUUUUUGGUGGUUUUCAGACUGAUUUUUCAAGUACUUAUCUCGGCAAUACCACAGAACAGAUUAAUGUAAUCAUAUAAAUAAGCUUUAAAAUGCAACUUCAGUAACGCUCUAGAUUUCAAACAUUUAAGUGUCACAUCUUGAGUGUGAAGUGAUUGUUGUUUUCUUGAUUUUUUUUUUUUGUACAGAUUGUGAAUCCUAUUGUAAACCAGUGAAGGGCAAUCUGAAGAUCAACAUGAAGAAAUAUUGCAAGAAGGAUUACGGUAAGAGAAGAAUGAACAAUCGUAUAUGAUGUGUGAACAGAAGAAAGCCUCUGUCGAGAUUAAUGAUCAAAAUAUAUUUUUUUUCUCCAGCGGUCCAAGUGAACGUGCUCGACAUGGACACGGUAGGAGACUGGGCCAAGUUCUCAGUGAACCUGGUGUCCGUGUACAAGAGCCGGGGAGAGCCCCUAAAGAGAGGCGACAACAUCUUGUGGGUGCACAUGAAAGACCUCGCCUGUAAAUGCCCCAAAAUCCAGAUGAGCAAACGAUUCUUGGUGAUGGGAGGGAGCGACGGAGGAACGGGACCGGGCGCAGGUCCAGGGGUCGGACCUGGCGGUGGUGCGACCAGCCCAGGAGCAGAGCGUGUGGGCCUUGUAGCUGAUAAAAACAGCCUGGUGAUCCAGUGGAGGGACGUUUGGACGAGACGCUUGAGGAAGUUCCAACGCAAAGAGAAGAAGGGGAAGUGCAGCAAAGCGUGAUGGGAAAGCAUUGUUUAACCCUACCUCUCCUUACAUCUUGAACCCUCCCCCUCCAGCCUCCCUAUCCCCCUGAACCCUGUUUUCCCCAUCAUGGAAAUUCUGCACAUUGGAAAGACUGCAUGUACCCUACCUGAUUUAAGGACCACUUUUUGUGUAUAUUGUAUAAUUAUUUUACUUUUAUUUUUCAAGUAUUGUCUUUAUGUUUUUUGUUUUUUUUCUGUUUUUGUCAAAUUGGUUUGCCUUAAAAAGGGACCAUUAAAAAGGGUAUGAAGUGUAAAAGCAAACGCCAUUCCCUCCCUUGGCGACGACAGCGGAAAUGUCCACUCGUCCACCAUCUCCUGCUCCUCCCUGAACUUUGGCUUCCUCCUUGAAAGACUGACUGUCCUGCCACUUUGUUUGACACAUAACUAUAUCAGUGCUCACACAUCACAUGCCUCUGUGAGGAUUUUAUUCAACAGUGUCACCGCAGAGAGACUGACUGAUUUCAACAAGCUGCACAUCCCCAGCUUGGCCUCAUCAUGUUUCACGCCUGAAACAAACACAGCUUGAGUCAGUUACACCGGACAACCUUUCAAUAUAAUCUGAUCAAAUGUUCAUAACGUGGGCCUAGCUGCUCCAGGUCUCUGCAGUAACUUCUACAGACUGUUAAAAUAUAACUCUUGUCCCGCGAGGAACCAAGGGCUCCCUUUGCAGGGACAUUUUCCACAGCAAACCUCGGUCUCACCACCACAGCUGCUGCCACCAGGCAACCCUCACAGAGUGAACUGCUCAUGUAGGCGGAUAUAUCUGCUAUGAAAUGAUCCCACUCUUCAUAUAACAGUUUAUAUUUUUCAUGCGACCAUGUUUUAUCUCAUCCAUCCAUAUCCCAGCCAUAUCCUUUUUUCAGAUAUAUCACAUUGUUUCAUUUCGAGCAGGGCAAACCCUGUUAGCACGUAUGAGUCACAUUCCAGCCCUUCCUCUGGGAUUGUGCCUCCUCACCACCAGUCCCUCUCACCAGUGGUUUAUAAAGUCAUGCAUCACCCUCAUGACUCAUUGCUCGUCAUUUUUUGUGGAAGACAGAUUAAGCGUUGUGGACAAAUGGCUGGAAUUUUAGAACAAUACCAAUAUUUCCAAGGAGAUGUUUUGCUUCAUGGAUAAUGUCCUUUGUUGGGUAAUGGCUUUUCAGAUGUUGCUGUGUGGCCAUUGUCAUGUCUUUGUAUUUAAAUGUCUGAACAUUUUCCUGAUGUGUCCAGUGACUGGCAGGCUUUUGUUUGCCAAAAUAAGAGAUUGAAACGAGAGUUCCUUUUCAUGCAGUAAAAAAGAAAAACCGAGGCAGAUAAACAACAUAGUUCUGUUUUUCUCGAGCAUAUUUUGACAAAAUGAAUGAGGCUGGAAAGUUUUUAGUGCUCACUGAUUGUAUUAUGACAUGAGAGGAUCAUAUUACAUUCCUCAUGUGCUUUGUUAUGUUUGCAUGUUUGUGGUUUUUUUGCUGGUCCAUCAAAAUGUUACAGUGAGCAGACUAAGACCUUAAACCAAUAUGAGCAUCAAGAUCCAAAGGAAAACUCCCCAAGUCAUCUUCUCCCCACUUGCCUUCCCUUACACAGACCCUGUCAUCCAUUGCCAAAUAAGCAUAGUCAGUUUUUAAAUUUAAUUAAGAGACUAUGAAAGUCAGGACCAACUGAAACCACAGAGAGACCCAUCUGGUUGCUUUCAAGCUUUUUAUCUGCCUUUUGCUGUUAUUUCAUUUUGUAAAGCACAUUACAAUUUAUUUAAAUAGAGUACAAGAUAAACACACAGUUUUGAGGGGCGCAUCAAGCCUGCAUAGCAGUGAGUGUGCCGACAGGCAUGUCAUGCUAGCUUGUGGUUACGCUCCUUUGGCUGCAGUGGUUUGUUUGGUUUUUUAUCCAUCCAAAUAUGUCUCUCCUCUGCUCUCUUCUCCAUGUCAGCCACCACCCUCCCUAAACCCCCCUCUUUAACCCUUUUUGCAUGUCGUGUAUUCAAUGUUUUUUAGAUAAGCGGGCAGCACAGAACGAGGCUGCCACUGCUCUUCAGUGGUGUACUGUACUGCACUGUACUUCUUUAUUUCACAUCCUCUGAGAAUGUAUGUCAAACUGUGAAAAACACACACAUGCAGGUGUAUGAUCUGAUUGUAAGUGUUUAUAAAAUAAUGUCACCAAGCUUAAGAAUGUGGACGCCAUGACAUUUGAUGCUAUUAUAAACUAUGAACAGGGUUAGAUGUCGUUGAAAGACUGUUGAUAUUCAUUCUUUUCUGUCUCAUAUUGACACAUUUAUGAUCUAAUCCAAAAACAAACAUGUAACCAAAACACGGUAUUAUCCACUACGAUAUCUGGUAUGUGAGAAAACAGCAAGGUUGAACCUGUUUUAUAGGGCCAAAUUCCCGACACUGGAAUUUCACAAAAAUGCAGAACCAAAUAGUCAAUCAUUUCUGCGAUGGCUGUUUAAUACGGCCUGUCAGACAGGUGGUGUUACAGUAGCACCAGUGUCCUCUUCAUGGUAUGCAAGUGUGGUGCGCCACAUAUGAUUGAUGGUCAAAUUACGUGCCCCUAAGGCCUCUUUGGCGCUUAACUUCUUAAACGCCAAACACUUUAGUGGGUAACUGCAGUGCCCUUGAAUCUGAACUUGACACGAAUCGCACAAAAUUCUGCUUUUCUUUCCAUCGACUCUGUUUGACUUUUCUUAGGUGCCCACUCUGAAUGUUGGAAUAAAGAUAAGAAGUGAGCCAGAUGUUGUUUUUGGAGGUGGGAAGUGUAGUCUUGUGAAAGCUAUUUAGCGAACCUCAUAGGGAGAGCCGUCCUGUUGUUUUACAUUAACAAGGCAAGCAGCUUGGCAGUGGAACUGAGGCCCUAACUGCUUCGCUUUGUUUCCUCCCUCCUUCUGCAGCAUUUAUAGCAUUCACAGGUGUGUGUGUGUGUGUGUGUGUGUGUGUGUGUGUGUGUGUGUGUGUGUGUGUGUGUGUGUGUGUGUCUAAUUAACCCUUCUCAACUUAACAAGUGAUAUAUGCAUGAACUGAAUGUGCAUAGAGGUGAGAGAGCUCUCAUAUGAAGGCAGCCUGUUUUCGUACUCCUCUGAGGACGAUGAAGAACUAUCAUUUUCAUUUUUCUGUUUCACGUCCACCGUGCAUUCUUGUUUGUUACAUCCCAACACGUUUUUUUUAAAUGUUGUAAAUAUGUACUGAACUGCCUCUGCCAAUCAUGUUGUCUUUCGUAAUGUAUCACUUGGCCCGGGAUGACUCGCGUGUAUGGAUGUACAAACCAGAUGAUGUUAUAUGGAUGUAGAAACCAGAAACAUAUGCUUUUGUGAUCACCACCAGAAGACGUGGUUUAAAUAUUACACAGAAUGUAUUUCUUUUUGGAUUUAUGUUGUUUCCUGACGACUACCGCCCAAUUGCUAAUGACUUUGAAGAGAAUCAAGACAGAAAAAUGUGACAUGGGCUUACCUGAUUCUCUGAUUUUCCCUCUGAGGGAACUGACACAACCAACAUCCACUUUCUGCUGAAACACCCCGGUAACAAUCAUUCACUCACACAGAAACAGUCCACCUACUCUUCUUUGGGAACAAAGGGGAAUCUUCCCUCGGUUCACUCCAGCCCUUCACUUCUGUUCAUCAAAGUCUUCCUUGUACAUUUUCCUCUGAGGCAAUGAACCACUGACUUUUUAAUCUAAAUGAUAAAAAAUAAAUUAUUAGUUAAUGAGCUGUUGUGUUGAUCAUCUGUCUCUUUAAUUGCACUCGUGAGCCUGAACAGCAAAAUAAUAUCAGAUUGAUGUAUGCGUGAUCUCUACUGGAAAGUAUGCACACGUACAGUGGGUACUGCUCUGGUGAAUUUCCACUCACACUGGCUGGACGGGGGUUUUUGAGAGGGGAAGGGACCAGGGUAGAGCAGCUCCCCUCCUUUAUGAACAGAGCAAGGGCUCGAGCUCUGCAAAUAAACAGUGAGGCACACGCACACGCAUUUGAAUGUGUACCUCACCUCUGUGGAAACCCAACUCCCGAGUCAGGUCCAAAGCAGGAAACUCCUUAUUCCUUCUCUUUUUCCCUCCCCCCCUUGUACCCCCUCUCACCUACAGUCUCCUCUCUCCUCAUCUCCCCUCCCUCUAACCAAACAGCCAGCUCCAUCCAUCCUCCUGAAGGUAAAUUACAGGAAAGUGACCAUUUAUCAUCACUCUCCCCAGGCAUGGCCAUCAAGGCUUUGAGAACAGAAGUUGCUGAGAUUGUCUGCGCACACAUGUGUACACACACAUUCACACACACUGCAUGACGUACUAUAUAUCUGCAUGAAGCACAUCCAUUCCUGGCCUCCCAUCAGUUUACUAUUCCUGUCCAGUCUCCAUUAAAGCAAAACAGCAUGAAUGGCUAACAACCAAAUGGACAGUACGAAUCCAGAUUUAUUGUCCACUGAGAGACUCUAUGAUGAGAGCAGACCCUGAGCUGAGUCUGAGAGGGAAACUGAGACACACGCCAGAGGGGGAUUUGUUACUCCUCAAGAUUGGCUGAAGUCUGCGAUUUGAAAUUUCCUGUCUUUGCCUCUCUUUCAUACUGUCAUCUGUGUAGUGACAGGACUGACAUAUUGGAUGAAAUCAAUUGGCAAAUGAUUUACAUUUCCCUACAGGAUGUUCUCAAGCACUUUAAAACUCUUACCUCCUUUUUCUUAAUCCCCUCCAUGUGACAACCACAGGCAGAGCGUACUUCAACAAAGGCCCUGAUCAAAACAACAGAUUUGACAAAAUUAUCACUAGGGGAUGUCUACAUUUUUCAACUAAACACCAAAAGUUAUCAUCCUCCCUUAACAGCAGCAUAUUUAUUAUUAAUGAAUAAUAAUUCUAAGCUGUAGUGCAGCCAAUUGCCAAUCACCAGGGGCUGCAGCUCAAGCACUGCUAAAAUGCUCCACUACCUGGAUGAUAACAAUAUCCCAGAUGUACGAAGAGGAUUAGGGCCACAAGAAGAGAAAAAAAAUAAUUACAGGGGGGAGAUUUUUUCAAUUUCCAUUUUGAGAUAAAAGUCGAAAUUUUAAAAAGUCGAAAUGAAAUGCCACAUGGCUUAGGUUUGCCAUAGCCAUCCAUGUGCCAAAGCGCAUUGGGUCCUGCCUGCACCUCAGAUGCCGGGCUUGUCUGUGCUCCACACAUUCAGGAUCAAUCAACUUGAUUAGUUGCCUUAUUGUAUCUUGCGGAACAACAUAGUCUCGCUGUAUAGCAUGCAGGUGUAACCAUCAAUAACCCUGCAUCUGCGUCAUCUCGGCACAGUCUUUUCGGAGUCCAUAUACUUAUGACCACAAUGUGUCUGUGUGCUUAAAGAGCAAGGAUUUCCUUGUUACUAAAUCCAAUUCUGAAGUACAGCUUUACAAACUGUUGUACAGUAAACAUGUUGUCGAGUAACGAGUGACAGUGCUGUUGAUUCAUUAUCAUUAAUAACAUUAUGACUUUAUUCAUGAAAUUUCAUCUUUAUUUGCUUCAACUUUAAUCUCAAAAUUUCUAUUUAAUUCAAAAAAUUUCAACUUUAUCCAUGUCAACUUUAAUCUUUUUUUAAUCUUGAAAUUUCAACUUUAUUGACACAAUUUCAAAUGUUUAAUCUUGAAAUUUCAACUUUAAUCUCCUUCCUUUUAUUAUUAAUUAUUUUUUUUCUCUUCAUGUGGCCCUAAUCCCCUUUCAUACAGAUAGCCUCUCACAGCAUGGCCUGGUUUGACAGUAUUUUAAUGCAGAAAAUGGACAAAAAGUUGUACACAGGCUGUGUCUGAUUAAACUGGCAUGUAACCACCCACCCAGGGCGGUGUUUAACCAGCACAGCCAUGUGGAUAGAAGGAUGAUUUUGCCAACACUGCUAACCUUCGCCACACUCAGCAAACCAAUAUGAUGCAUACCCACAGACUCUGUGAUCCUGCAUGUAACCAUGUUAAAUGAAUUGUGCUCAAUUUUGACUUUCUUUUUUAAGUGUUUUUGAACUUUUUGGACUCGUCGGUUGGGUGGAUUUAAACUUUCUGUUGAAACGACAAGGAAAUGAGUCGUUUCGGACGAUUAGUAGCAGGCUGCCAAAAACAUCUUUCUACUUCUUACAGCAAAACUUCAUGGUGGGUAUUAUGUUUAACUCUUAGAUGACAGCAGAGUAAGAUUUUCCAUUAAAAAAAAUACAGUCUUUGCACAUACAGGACAAGAUCAGCAAACAGAUCUAAGGUUCUGCCAUAACUGAUGACUGAGAAGACCUUUAGCAUGCUGAAGGUGGGUGGACUGAAACCAAUAUUACUUUCUCAGUGUUUUAAUUUGUAAAUGAAAUGCAAUGUAAUAUAUUAAUUUAAGCCAUUAAAGUGUAGAAGUUGCAACCUGUUAACCACAGUUAAUACUUGCCUAAAUGUGUCAUGAAUCUUGUGACACACGCUGAUUUUUAUGAUCCAAACAUGGAUGCAAAACAGAAAACAGGUCUGCCAGCGAAAAGUCUCUCACCAUAUUUCACUGUGAUGGGUGUUUAAUGUCUGCAACCUGUUUUAAUAAAAGGAUGGCAGUCUCUUUUUGUUCAUUGUAAUGCAGUUGUGUAAGCUAUUAGUUUAAAAUUACUGAAAUAAUAGACUAUUGGCAACUUUCUCAAACUGUGAAAAAUGACAAACCUCUAGGUGGAAACAACUUGAGCUUUUGUAAAGAAAACAGAGCUUUGGAGAGUGACUGGUCUGGGAGAAAUCCACUGCUGUAGUGCUGGAACAGAGCAAAGCAGAUUCAGCCAAAUACUGUCCAGUCUUCCCCCCCUUUAUCCUUCUGACACUCAGACACACACACAUCCACUCAAACGCACACCAACCAGCGGCAGACGAGGGGGGCUUACCAAUCGUGCUUUCAUAAGCUGCCAAAGCAGCUUCAUUGGCUUUAAAUGGAGCCUCAUUACCACUGUGCUUCAAAGCUCAACAACGGCGCUUUCCAGCAUGGGGUCUCAGUGAGUGUGUAUGAGUGUGUGCCUGUGUGUGUGUCUGUGCGUGUGUAGGUCUGUUUCCCAAAUUUUCUCAUUGCCAUAAUGUACUUCUUUUUUCUCACAUUCACAACUUUACAUUCUAAUGCUCUCCACGACUUUAUUUGCCGUUUUAUUCCUUUUCUACACCACUACACUCCCUCUUAGAGCCAGUGGAUGCAUGUGUGAAUAUCUAAAUGUAUCUGUGAACACUCAUGAAAGUCUGCGAGUGUGUGUGGGUCACCAAGUGCUAACCCCCCCUGAAAACCGCAAAAAAUGUGGCGAGAAAUCUGUGUGGACCAGGAUCAUAAAUAUUCAGAGGUGAAGGUCUGAUCUCUCUCUGCUGCAUGUCUUUUCUUUGAGUGAAACCAGCUGUCGUCUGAAGAGACACCACUCCCUCUGGAACUGACAACAUGCGUGACAAUGACCACACCUCUGCGCACACAUCUGUCAUCCUUCAAUCUCUCCAUCGUCCCACUUUACCACUCAACUAAUAAAGCAAAUUUCAUCCUUCAAACAGAGAUACUUUUUCUGUCACAGUCUUAACCCAUCAACAGUACCUGCAGACAAUUUUCUAGACAGAAACACACGGUGUCAAGAAUUGCAGGGGACUGCUGUUGCACAAAACUGGGAUUCAGUGUUCCUUUGUUGGUCUUUUUUAUUGGAGAGAGAAACUUUAUUGGGCCAGUGAGUGAUUGAAAAUGAGCAAGGAAUAGGGGGUAAUUUAAAACCAGUGUGGUCCCUGAUAGGAGCAUUGUGCAGCACAAGCCUGCUCCUAAUCCGCCCCUCAGCUUUGUGUUUGAUUGGGUACUGUUGAAAAUAGGGAUGAGUCUGUCUCUUCAAAGCCUGUAACAUAAGAGGAAUGUGUGUGUGUGUGUGUGUGUGUGUGUGUGUGUGUGUGUGUGUGUGUGUGUGUGUGUGUGUGUGUGUGUGUGUGUGUGUGUGUGUGUGUGUGUGUGUGUGUGUGUGUGCUGCUCACUUAUUAAGGUGAUCACAAAAAGCGGCUUGUGUGCAGAUGGACAAAUAAAAAUUACACUGAUAAAUUCAGCAUAAGCCCUGUGUGAGAUGUCUAACCUAAUACAGCACAUUUUUAUAGCUCCACUUCAUAAAUUACAAUCCUGGCCCUGGGACGGAAUAAAAAUGGACUUUCAAUACUUCGUAGUGUUGUUUUUGGACUGCUUCAGCUGAUUGCAGCAGGUCAUUUCAGAAAUUAAGCAUUUAAAAGUUAUAUACUGACCUCUGAGAAUCCUAAAUCAUGGGAUAUAAUAAUAGUAUUGCAGGCACCAUGUAUCAGUGCUUUAACUUAUGGAUUUUCCUUACAGUUUGUUUCACUGCAUCUCUAUUUCAUCACCCCUCAUGGUGAAGCGAAUUAAAUCAAUCAUGCACUUGACUUUUUAGGUGCAUUUUCUCUUAUUCACUGUACCAUCAUACUCUUAAUAUCAUAGGUACUGUACAAGGUGCUAUAGUGCAUGGGUUGUUAUAAAUGGUAUUAGACUGUUUCAUAUGGUAAUGUGCUGUACUGUAUACUAUCAAACUGUAAGAUAUCUUAUAUCUAAUUGCAUCAUAUCUCACUGUAUGUUUAAUUUAUAUGGUAUUGUGUCUCAUACUGUAUCAUAUAAUGUCAUAUGUCUCAUACUGUAUCAUAUAAUAUCAUAUUAUAUUGUUGCGGUUGUAUCUUACAGUUGUGCUUUAUCUCAUUGUUCCUGUUUUAUCCUAUUACGUUACAAGAAAUUUCACUAAUUUCAUAAAAAUACUUGUAUACAUCCCUCCCAAGGCAACGGCUGAAGUUCCAUGUGAUGUUCUCCAUGAAACAAGAGCUAGGAUACAGAUGUAACAUCCUGAGGCACAUGUAAUAACAUCAGGAGACUUCAACCAUGUCACCUUCUCCUCUCAUCUGACUGGAUUUUCACAGUUUGUUAACUGUCCAACCAGAGAAAACAAAACCCUGGAUCUGCUGUAUGCCAACGUCAAAGAAGCCUACAGAAACUUCAUAAUCCACUUCGUAAAACCUUGAUGGACCAAAAAUCAUCUGUGGUGGAUGGCUCUUUUCACCCCAGGACGGAGAGAUCAGACUUCUUAAUUCUUCUAUAAAUAGUAGAUGAGAUGAGAUUCCAGACAAAUGAAUUUCCCUUUGGCGAUCAAUAAAAUUCUUGUAUUGUAUUUUUUUUGUACUGUAUCCAAUCUUAUCUAUCUCAUUGAUUCAUAUCUUGUUUUAUGGCAUUGUGUUUUGUUGUUUUGUAAUGUAAUGCAUUGUAUCACGUUAUCUCACAUGAGUUAUCCUGCUAUUGCCACCCACCAUGAGUUAGAUCAGAUGUAAAAGAUCAAUUACACUUCUUUUUACUGUAAACAAUCAAACCAACUCAGAGUACAAAAAUGGAAAAAUACUUCUUCAGUAGAGUAUAACAUGUCCCUCAUUUUACAGGAGAAGUGUAUUCAGAAUUUUAUUGUUUCAGGGAUUAUUAUUCAUUUAUAUUUUGCAUUUGAUGACAGACUGAUGGUGAAAUUGUGCCAUUUGAGGAGCUGAAUAGGCUUUGCACUGCAUAUGUUAUCCCUGCCAAGCAUUUGAUUAAACAUGCAUAAUUCAGUGGUGAACUGAGGGGCAAGCUUUGUUUUAAAUAAAUCUGACUCACUUUUUGGAUACUGUAAUAGUUUCUAUACAAAUUGGCAAAGAGGAGCAUAUUUUGUGGAGAGUGUUAAUAAUAAGUAUAAGUAUUUUCCAACACUACUUGUUCUGGAUAGAGUUUAAUUUCAGAUAAGACCCUUGUUCGAUGAUAUUUUUAUGUAAACUUAUUUUUCGUUCCUCCUUGGAGUGGCUUGAAAUUUGCCUUAUUCCGUUGCAAAUAAAGAAACUAUAUCUCAUCAGUCUACUUUUCUUUCCUCAAGGCUCAGGCCUCCUUUCAGGUCUACACCGUGGGCUGUACUGUACCGUACUGCGUUAGUCUCUGCGAUCCACUUCAGGCCCCAUCUGUUGGCAUUUAGCACUAGCUUCCCCGCCUCUGCGCUGAUCUCCGGUCUACAUUAACUGCCCUAAUUUGUCUGCCAAAGCCCACUCAGAUUGCUACCAUGUGAUGUUAUGUGAAAGGUGAGGGAUGCCUACUUAUCUUUGAAGGAAGACGGACAGAAAAAGACAGGGGAAGGUUCAAAAGUAAUGACAGCAAACAUGAAAUAUAAGAAAAGAUGCUGAGGGUGGAAAGGAAAGUGAUUUGGAAACGACAGGAAUAAAGACCACAUGAGAGGACAGAGAAAAGAUGGAAAAAGAGGAAGCUGCUAAGAAGGCUCAUGAUAUGUAGUAUAUGAGUUUAGUGAAGACAGGGACAUUUCCCUUCAGGGAUAACUGAGACAGAUCUGUCUAAACUGACUUGUCAGGCUCUACAGUCCACCAGGACCUUUCCAGUGAUACUUAUAUGUCUGCAGAACAACACAAACACUGACGGAGAAAGCCAUUCCCUUUCACUCCUUUUAACAUUGUCGAUCCAAAACAUCCUCCCCCAUCUCCCAUCAUCAAUUUCUCAAGAAAAGGACUUUGACUGCCAGCAGGAACUGUGGUCUUAAUGUUUUUAACAGCUGCUGAAGUCAACCUAUAAUCCUCAGGUUAGAUAUUGUGUAGCACCAGGGCUGGAUUGGGACAAACGUUUGGGCCAGUAUACUUCUUAGGAAGGGGCCGUGGGCUGCCUUUUAAGGAAAGAUUUCAUUUCAAGCAUUCUGGUGAAUAUUAGUGCCAGUGCAUCACAAACUAACGAGACCAAUACCAGCUUGGUGCAGUGUACUGCUGUGAACAUAAAAAACAGGUUUAUAUCAUUAAAGAGGGAAACAACACAAAAACUAACAUUCAUUCCGUCUCUCCAUCUGCCAAAUAAUCUCCAGUCUCACAUUGACAAAGACUGAGUAGUUACUAUGACAAUUUCUCUUCACCAAGAGCACAAAGUCAUCUCCUGUCUCUCCCUCACUUUGCUCCAUCCUUCCUCUUCCUCUCACAUCCACUAUCUUUCCACCAAACACUUGAUGCAUCAACUGUUAUCAGACUGAACACGCCGAACACGAUCACACAGUCUAAGUGCUUAAAUAAGGGAACACAAAAUCAAUCAAGACUGCACCGGCUCGUCGCUCCACCUAGUAGGCUGCACAUGCAUGCCUGGUCACAUGUUGUGUGCACCUGUUGCCGCCGGCCCUCUGUUGGUUUGUGUGUCCACGUUGCAUGAACAUGAAGUUCACAGUGCUGCACUCACAAGACUUAAAAAAAGAAACAAAAAAAAUUCAGCCAGCAGACCAAGCAGCAGGUCAUGCAUUGGGAAACUUCCUGGUGCUCCCUAUGGCUGGCUCAAUCUGUAAAUUUAAAGUACCGUCCUGAAAUUUGAUUAUAAUUCACACUUCUCAAACUCAAAGCUCCUGUGCUUAAGCAAAAUAAAAGGCACAUCUGCUAACUGGAGGUUUCCACUGUGUUACCCAUCUUUGCUGAGUAGGAGAAUCAACAGACUACACUACUUUUUAGAAGUUUCCUUUCAGUUUUCAAUGUUUAGUGAAAAGCUGUGUAUCUGUUCGCAGUAACAAAACAGCAGACCUUAUGUCUGUUUGUCACAUUACACUCUCAUGUGCGCACUGUAAAGGUGGUAAACACAAAGACAGGCUAAGCUGCAGUUAAACUACCAGAGUUGAGUCUCGCACGCAGCGUCGGCGCGCACACGCUUGGCUGUUCACACAUUAAGCGUUUUCUGCUGCAUUCUGACGUGCCGGUCAGACAUCGACUGAGACCGGCAGUGCUCGGCUGUUUCCGUCGGCCCUCAGUUUUCCACACUUACGAGCGCCUUAAACAUGGGUAAGUCAAUAUUUAUUUAUGUUUUUAUUACGUCAUACAUAAAUUAAAUAUUGGCAGCAUCUUCAAGUAUUGUUUUUAAUUAUUAUAUGGGGUAAACAACGAAUGUAUUGGGGAGUCUGUUGACUCCAUUGUAUGUGUAGCCUUGUUAGCUCGAGGCUAUUGACUCUAUUGUAAUAAAGUCCCCCACCUUUGUCUCAAUAACAUCACUGAAUCUCUGCCGCUCUCCCUCUGUGUGUGUGUGUGUGUGUGUGUGUGUGUGUGUGUGUGUGUGUGUGUGUGUGUGUGUUAUUGAAUUUUUUUUAUUUUGAAAAUUGACCGGAUUCUCUUGCAUCUCGUGUUCCCGACUUCCUGUCUGGUCCGAUCUGCUCUGUCCAGCUUUACAAUUGGCGCUUGCAGCUCACGCAAGAAAUAGAGAGAAGCAGAGCGGCCGCUCCCCCCGCGCGCUGUGUGAACAGUCACAUAGGUUAACACGGGCGUCGAUCCGAAACUCGGUGCACGGCACUUCCGCUUCCGUGCGCGGCACUUCCUGUGUGAACCAGGCAUUAUUCCCAUGUUACAUGGGCAACGGAGCAUCUACAUCUGAUGUUCUUGGGCUCAUUCUUGACAGGUGACAGACUUUUCCUUCAAGUUGUAGAAAAAUAUUGGCAAGACUGCGUACUCACAGAAAUGUAUUUUCACCUAGCUUAAGCAAGAGGAGCCCAGGUGUGAAAGUGCGCCUGGUUUGAUUCGACUGCAGCUGCUCACUCGGACUCUGUUCUGUCAUGAGGACUCUCUAUCCAGAAACCUAUCAUGAUUGCUUCUGGACUGUUACUCCUCCAACAUGUCUAAACCCACCACGGGUCUUCACACUUAAAAUAUGCUGAUGUAAUUUAAAAAACAGUCUGAGGUCAAAGGAUUUGAUCCACAGUACUUUUCCUCCAGCUUUUUGACAGUCUUGGUGUUGAAUCAUUUACUGGCUCAAUAAAUUUUUGUCAUUUACAGUCUCUGUAACUAUUUUAAAGUGAUCUCAAACAGAGACAGAGCCUCACACUACGGCCCCAAAGCAGCAUCCAAGAGGUGCUGUAAUCCAUCCUAAAUAAUGCCUCUCAUUAACACCUAUUGAGCACUUUUGAAGAUACAUAAACUCCACCUCAGAUAAUCCAUUAAAGGAGCUGAGUUCAAGAUUUUUUGAGAAAAAACAUUUUAAAGGGGAAUGCUUCCUAAGGGAGCAAAGGGGCACUUUUUCUCUCCCUGUCCACCAGAGGAAGUUCUGGACAACCAAGGCCUUGUGUCUGCCAGAGAAAGCAGGAAUCAAGCUCUUGGUUCAACAACACAGGCACCUGUGAAAAUACAGGCAGUGCACCACGUAUCAAACCAAAUAAACUCACCUUGGCGUAGAGCGAGGGCAUGUUCUGAUGACAGAUGCCACUCGGCAGCAGCACCAACGGGCCAAUAAAACACCUUGCUGGCAUGAUGGUAGGGCGAAAGACUAGAUCUGGUUUUCAUGGCAUGAAGGCUGCAUUAAAAUGAAAUGUGAUGGUGCGUGGAUCCAAGUUCUGGUGCAGCACAAAUAGACGCCAAAAAGACUUGAUUGCUAAACUUCAUGAAAGUUUCUGGACAGAAGAAAGCGUGCAUCCACAGAAAUAAUAACCAAAACAGUUGCAAAACACCAAAACACAAUUAAAUAAAGUCACUGAGGUCACAAUCAAUCACUUUUUUAGAAAACAAAUUCCUAUGAGUGUUUGUCACAGUUCGGUGGCUGGCAGGGCUGCACAGAAACCAAGACCUGCCAUGGUGCUGUAAAACCAGAGGAAACCACAUUUCCUGUCCUCUACUCCUGUUUCUUGAGCGGUAAUGGCUUAAGCCAAGCCUUGGCCAGGGCAAUCCAAGCAGUGGCUGCAUGUGGUAAAACGAGGCCACAAAACAAGAGAGCCGUUACAUUUGACUCUGGCACCCUAACCUCAGGCUGGCAUUACUGAAACCAUCCGAGACCGGUGGCUCAAAAGCCAUGACAUGACUACAAACAAGCAAGAGCCAUCCUGGCAUGAUCUCUUCUCCCUUCUUGACCUCCUGACGAGGAUAAUGAAAGGGUUAUACUUGACAAGAAGUUGAAUGGUUUAGGAGCGGUGUGUUGUGUAAGUUAAUGAUUACUUUUCAAGCACUCAUCAAAGGAGCAGAAAAAGGACCUCAUUGUGCAAACAUGAGUGACUGGUAAUGAUGCGUACCAGCAUUAUAGACUAGAAAUUCACUGCCACUGGCUCCAGGACCAGACUUAGAUCUUUUCCCUUUUAAAUAUGAGAGAUCUCAGCCUUGCAUCCUGAUUCGCUUUGCUCUGCUCCAUAAUUUCCAUCAUAAUGUUCAGUGAAGCUGUUAAAACCACUACUUAAACUCCCUUUCCCAGUGAAUAUGGUCAGAGAACAUGUUUCUUUUUUCAGGGUUUCCACUGUAUAAAAGCUGCCGUAUUCUGAGAAAUGUAUUAUACAGUGCCCUAAUGGCACCUGCAGUAUUUAGCCUCACCACAGAAAUUUAUAAGUGACACUAAAACGAGAUUAAAAUGUCUGCUUUGAAGUGACUGGCCAAAAACCUACACUUAAAAAAAACCAGAAGAAAUGCAGGUGUACAAAUUAAAACAGAAAAUACAUAAGCAAUGAUACUUUGAGUGCUGGACUUCUGGCAUGGAGCAAUAGAGAGGUUUUGAGUGAUGCUCCACCUGAAUUUGCACCUGUCUCUGCAAUCUCAGAAACCUGAGACGAGAAUGGAGGCUGGAAAACCCCAGAGAAGUGACUGUGACAGGACGAGAUGUACUGCUCUGUAUUUUUUUUUUACAGACUUAAUUCUUGUUUUUGUCUAUUUAGGAAGUCUCCCUCAUUUGCAAUAGUAUUCAAAUGUACUCUUCUGUUAAUCUUGUAGUCUUACUGAACCUCAGAGUACUCCUACAUGACCUUAAGGUUACAUCUAUAUAUUUUCCCUAAUGCCUUUGCCUUGGAAAGUCAACACUGAUGUUCAUAUGUGAAGGCCCAGGUGUUUACAUAGCCCACUGACACAAGAAGGCCAUUUCAUACCGAGAUGAAGCAGCUUUUGGCAUAAUCAAAAACACAGCAGACCUGAGUACACAUCAUGAAGAAGCACUUAACUCCUGAAUCCAACUAUAUCCCCUGUGCUGCAGCACUAGAGACCUACAAAUGACAGUUAUCCCUGGGGUCCAAGCUCCUGGGCCUCUUGGUCAGGGAGCUAUGUAUGCCAGGGUGCCAUGACAAAGUUAUGAUUAUUAUUUCAAGGCUGAGGUGAGGAGAGGGUUAUUGGGGAAAAGGGAGGGAGGCCGCUAUACCACACAAAACGCAUAUAUAAUAACAACCAGGUGAAAGGGCUUUGCAAGUUCACUGGACUGUAUCAGACCCAGAAGCUCUGUGUGGUUACAAAUAUAGGAAAAUGAAUUUAAAAUGAGAGCAGAAAAUGGAGACUAAAAAACUGAAAGGAUUUUUUUGUUAUACUUGUGCACAAAACAAACUUGACCUUUCGUGAAUCGCCAAACCCCAAAAAGCA
Xyrichtys novacula (pearly razorfish) is the source of this 59767-nucleotide messenger RNA. The record is from the annotation of a GenBank genome assembly. NCBI's taxonomy places the organism in Eukaryota, Metazoa, Chordata, Actinopteri, Labriformes, Labridae.